Pelobates cultripes (western spadefoot toad) is the source of this 66605-nucleotide messenger RNA. NCBI's taxonomy places the organism in Eukaryota, Metazoa, Chordata, Amphibia, Anura, Pelobatidae. The record is from the annotation of a GenBank genome assembly.
AUUGUAUUGUGUGUGUGGCUGUAAUGUUAUAUGUAUUGCAUUGAGUGUGUGGCUGUAAGGGUAUAUGUGUUGCUGUAAGGGUAUAUGUAUUGCAUUGUGUGUGUGUGGCUGUAAUGGUACGUGCAUGGUACUGUGUGACUGUGCACACAGAGAUGCUUUCUGCCUGCUUGGUCGUCUUAGAGCAGUGAGUGUUUGUCAUCAAAGAGCAGUCUCUCCUUCACUCCCACUCUCUCUCUGGGCUUCCCUCUCUCUGCCUUCAGCUGCAUUCUCUGUCCUUUUCGCUCUCUCGUGCUCCUUGUCAUUUGUGUACGGUGUCAGGCUGCAAGUGUAUCCCUCUGUUGCUCUUUUUCAUUAUCCUCCUCUCUCCCUCCUUUCUUUAUCUCUCCUCUCACCCCAAGGGAACAGCAGUUGAAGCAGCAUCAAGCUCUGUCCUCCCCGGGCAUCAUCAGGGUUUUAUUGUGAGGGGGUUCAAUGCCUAGUGUACACUGUGGGGGUCCUGCUCAUCUCUCCCUCUGCCUCCCUGCGUUUCUCCUAUUUGCUUCCAAGGGUCUUCAGGCCCCCAUCCUCAAAGGUAAGAAUGAAACGGGAAAAUGGGGGGUUGCUGUUGAGUUUAGACCUACAGAACAAGGUAGCUUUUUAAUGACAAGGAUGGAAUAAUAGGGGAUUACAGGGGAAGGAGGGUGGAGAUCUGUACAUGGCUGGACAGGCUAAGUAAGAAAUAUUUGUCAUCAAUAUAUUUGUGUAAGAGAAGUUAGGGGCUAAUACUAGCCCUCCUACUCCAUAUCCACACUGGAGUAUUCAUAACUAUAUUAAAAUGCACCACCUCAGUUUAAUUGGGUUCACUGUUCCAUUUCCUGGAGAGGAUGGACAGACAAUGCAACACGAUGGGUUAACGGAGACACAGUCCAUUUUAUUUACAGAUUUGGCAUUUACUGACUGCCAAAUUUACUCUAUCUUGUGCAUGUAGUUCAAUGGCAAAUGAGAGGAGCCCAUAACUCCCCAAAGAGCUUACAUUCUGUUUUAACAUGCACUGAGUUUACAGGUAAAGCACUGUAAAGGUAGAUUUUAAAAUCCUUUGUAGAAGCAAAGUGUGGCUGCAAACACACAAUCUAAAUGGUGAAUAAGCCAGUGGCAUAAGACAGCAUGCAUGGAGUGCCUACACAUGUGCAGAAUUGCAAAACUGCUCUAUAAAUCAUAUCGGCUGCAUGUAAGAGAUUUUUCCCCAAUAGACAACACUUUCUUGGUUUUACUAAGAAGCACCAUAAUGGUUACGUAUUUCAAUUGCAAAGGAAAUUAAGUUGCAGUGUAUCUUUCGUUUUAUAAAAUAACGGAUUUCCUCUAACCCAUUCACCCAUGUAGAAGCAUGGUGCAUACUGGACCCUGAGAAUUGUUCACCUUUUUUCGAUCAGGAGUGCAAAUGCACAGAAGCUUAAGCAGUCAUGGAUGGCCGCAAUUAGUGGGUGUUGUAGUCUGACAACAGGCAGAGAGAAAAGAGGCAGGCUAGUCAAGCUACAGGCAGGGUAAAAACAUAGGUCAAAUAGGAAAAGUUAGAUGUGAAUAAUAUGAAGCAGGCAUUGAAAUGCUGCACCUUAUUGUGAUGUAGUAGAAUUGCUUUAUUAUAAAAUGGCAAAAAGAUCACAUGUAUUAUGUUUGGCUAUUUUAAUCCCCACAUUGUGAGCUCAGGAUGUGAUGAUGUCUGUUGUGGUACAUAGGUUAGACAUAAUAUUGUGAAGUCUGUAAGGAGGGGAGGGGGACAACAGCUGAUAGCUACAUUAGGAUCUUCAAGGCCAUAUUUUGUGGAUCAGUAAUUGGAUUAGUGUUUUUCAAUGACAUUCCAGUUCUUUAACAGAGAUAACCUCAACUCUGGGCCUGCCUUUAAGAACCCACAAUAGGUCUCAUCGCGUGUGUAUGACCAGCAAAGUGGGUAACAUGGGAGGGAUCGGACUUUCUUAUGAACGUAACAUAGAACCCAUCAUCUUGGUACAAUGGAUAACUACUGACCUAGGGACCAGCUACUGACCUAGGGGCGUCUAUCAUACUGAUCAAGGUCAGCGGCUAUAUUACAUAAUGUACGCCUUGCUCACAAUAGGGCCAGGGUAUCACAAGAGAUGUAUAUAUACUGUAUGUGUGCACAUGCAUGCUUUAUUUAUACACUGCUGACAGUUCUACUUAGUACAGGAGAGAGAGAUACAGUAAUGCAGUGUGUACACUGUGUACGUACCUAUUUUUUUAUUAUUUUUUUGUCUCUCCUCGAUGCAUAACAGAGAAUCACAUAUUACAGGAAACCAAUGGAGGUAUUUUUCCCCAUUAUAUCCACAGAUGGGUCAUGUCUUCAAAUCCCCAAACUGUAUGGUGGAGGUUGACACAUUAAUAGCCAUUCUGGGUUCUUGAAAUAUUAUUAAUAGUAUAUACAUUGCAAACAUUCACUGUAUAACUACUACACUGUACCCUCCCCUCUACAGAAAUGUAACAUGUUAAGUGCUAAGUAUAGUAUACUUCCCCUGUUCUGUAAUGGAAUCUUUAAAGGGCCAGGCACCGCUGUCAGCUAAACAGAAAUAAAAUAUACAUACAAACAUAAAUACUGAACUAAGAACAAACAGCUUGAAUGUUCAAGAUGGACACAUGAAUAAUUAUCACCUCAGAUCUAGAUUUGCACUGACUAGUGCACUAACAAUCUGUCCUUUUUACACAGGACUGUGAACAUUAUAUGCAUUUUAAACAUCAUAAGGAGAGCAGUGUGAUGCAGAUUAACCUCCUAGGAUAAAGGGUUAGGCAAAUAUAAUGAUAUCAUGAGUGCAUCAUCUGUUGUGAAGGGUUUAAAUAUACCAUUAAUCACUGGUCAUCAUCAGCUGAAAUCUGCUUUAUUUGACAUUUUAAAGCGACACUAAAUAAGCCAAUUUAAUUUAGUAUUAUAAAUUACUAAACCACUUGUCACCCAUCUAAAAACCAAGGGCCAAAUCUCUUAAUGAUGUCAUGCGCUGUGAAGAUUUUCUGCUUCUAAAGAUCUGAUUUGUUUCCCUUUUGGGGUUAUCCACAGCAACAUUCGAACCAUGUUCAGUACUUAGGCCAAAAUAUUUGCGUUUUAAAAAAUAUCUUUAAUUUGUCUAUUUUGGCCUAAGUCCUGCUAGUCACAAGGCCGAAGUCUUUCUUUAUUUUUAUUCCCUAAAUCCAUACAGCAUAGACCAAACAAAGUACAAACCUUCUAGGACCCUCCAGUGGUCCAGAUUUUAUCAACAUCUCUAUCCUACAUCGUUGCUUCUUUAGCACCAAUGAUCUAGAUAUAAUUGCAGAAUCCAAUGAUAAGCAGUAGUAAAGGCACUGAUAGGGAAAUUACACACGCAUAAUCAUUCUAACAUAUGUAAAUGUUUAUCCUACAUAUGCAAUAAGCACAGGACGAAACCCUCACAUCAGAGAGAGAGGGCCCAUUUAGGCUUUCAACUGCUAACCAAUAUAAAUCCAAAAUAUAAACUUCUCAGGUACCAAACUAGAAAUUUGUACCUCACCUUUAAACAGCGACUGGAUGAAUUCUUGCAAAAACAUAACAUUCAGUAAUAUAAUAUUUAAUAUGUGGGUCAACAGUUUCUUGACCCAUGAGAGAUCUGACUGGCAUCCUAGGGUUGAGAAGGAUUUUUUUGCCUGGUAAUAGGGCAAACUGUUUAGCAUUGGUUUGCAAUUUUACCUGGGUCCAUGCUGGGCUCUGAGGUAACUUUCCCCUCUGAUGAUGCACUUCAGGAAACUGAUCCAGUCGCCAUUCAUUGGCUGAGACUGUCAACUGACCACUCUCAGACAGUGAAUGGCACACUGUGCAGGUACAUGUGCACAGAAUUGACAUUAGCAAGCCCAGUACUAUUAUUCUGGCCUAGCUUAUGACACCUCAAUAAUGCUGCCAGAAGUCAAGUUAAACCUCUUAGUGACCAGACCGUUUUUCAAUUUUCUUACCGUUAAGGACCAGGUCUCUUUUUACAUUUCUGCUGUGUUUGUGUUUAGCUGUAAUUUUUCUCUUACUCAUUUACCGUACCCACACAUAUUAUAUACCGUUUUUCUCGCCAUUAAAUGGUCUUUCUAAAGAAAAUAAUUCUAAAAUAUUUUUAAAAACACACCUUUUCUAACUUUGACCCCCAAAAUCUGUUACGCAUCUAUAACCGCCAAAAACACCCAUGCUAAAUAGUUUCUAAAUUUUGUCCUGAGUUUAGAAAUGCCCAAUGUUAACAUGUUCUUAGCUUUUUUUUGAAAGUUAUAGGGCUAUAAGUACAAGUAACACUUUGCUAUUUCCAAACCAUUUUUUUUUUUUUUUAAAUGAACGCAAGAUACAUUGUAACACUGAUAUCUGACAGGAAUUCCUGAAUAACCCUUCACAUGUAUAUAUUUUUUAAAAGAAGACAACCUCAGGUAUUAAACGUGGGGUGUUUUGACUCUUUUCAUGCAACCAUUUUACCACCAAAAUUAUAAUUGGUGAUUUUUUUGACACACAUAGCAAUUUAAGAAUACAUGUACGGAGAACUUUAAGGGUUACUACCAAAGAACACCCCAAUAUGUGUGCAGCAACAUCACCUGAGUACAGGGAUACCACCCAUGUAUAGGUGUGUCAGGUUCUCUGGGGGCUAAAAGACCAUAUUUGGAUGAUGCGCAUUCCAGUUUUCCAACUUGGAAUUUUCACAGCUGGUCAUCAUGCACCCAUGUCCUAUUUGGGACAUUUUUGAAGCCGGCCAAUGUAAUUUACCCCCAUCAAACCAUAUAUUUUUGAAAAGUAGACACCCUAGGGUAUUUCAAAUGGUGGUAUUUUAACACUUUCCAUACACUAAUUCUACCACCAGUCAUUUUUUUGUGUUAUUUUUCUCUCACAUUGUACUUUAGGCAUAGAUUAUCAGUUCCUACCAUGUCUUAUUGACAAAUAACAUCCCGACAUGUGUGCAUCAACAUCACCUGAGUACAGAGAUAUAUAUAUAUAUAUAUAUAUAUAUAUAUAUAUAAUGAAAACAGGAGCACUCUCUUGGAUUUCCAAAAUAUAUUUCAAAAAAUCACCACCUCUAUAUCAAUGUUUCGACCCUUCAGGGUCUUUAUCAAGAUCAAGAUAUAUAUACGCGCGCGCACGCACACACACACACACACACACUUUGAUUUCCUAUAUAUGUAUAAUAUAAUAUAAUUAAAGCAUUUUACAAUAUAUUAUACAUAUAUAAUGCAUAUAUAUGAUUUCAUUAUAAGUGUAUUUUGAGAUAUAUAUCUAUAUAUCUCAAAGUACACUUAAUAAUGAAACCAUAUAUAUGUAUAAUAUAUUGUAAAAUGCUUUAAUUAUUAUAUAUUAUAUUAUACAUAUAUAUGUAUAAUAUAUUUAUUUUUAUUUUUUUACUUUUUAGCAGCCUGGCAGACUGUCUGACAGUCCCCUGCAGCUCCUAGACUGCUAUUGCGGCGAUGUGAUCAUGGUGAUUACAUGGCCCUGGAGGGCCGGGGUGGCCAGAGCUGCUGCAUGCACUUAGUAUGGCAUUAUAUAUAAGAUAUAUUUUGAUAUAUAUACUGCACAUACAGACUCAAGACACCAUAACAACUUCAAAUCACUGAAGUGGUCAUAAUGCUUGGAUUAACCCUUUAACCCUGCAAAGGCAUGGUUCAUUUCUAAAUAAAUUUUACUAGCUGAAAACCUAUGUUGAAUUCUUUUAUCAUAAUUAGGUUUGUUUUCUGCAUGGUAAAACAUACCAGAUCUUGUAAAAUUCAAAUAUAGUUGAAAUUGUGAGUUAUAUAUAUUGGUACAUUGAUAGAGUAAAUACAGCGGCAUUACAGCACCAUUUAACCAUGACAUAAUUUAUACUGUCUCUACUAGGGUCCAGUCAGGUCUUCAGCAUGAAGCAGGUCUUAAUACCUCUUAAAACAAAGAGAACGUUACCUGCGCUCUGGCCUAAAUCCCUAUGUACAUUUAAACAAAAUGGAGGCUCUUUGUUUUUACUAUGUAUUUUGAGCUGUUGGAUACUAAGCUAUUGCUGCUGUUAGCGCGGUGCUUUAUAUUGUGUUUGUACUUAAUACCCCUUAACCUCAAUCACUUCGGAAUCUAACUCUAUACCUACUACACUGCUAUAUUCUGCCUCAACAUCACUGUAAUGAGAUUUGCAUUAUGAUUGGCAAUAUACAGACAAUGUAUUUUGAUGCUUCAAAUUAUAGCACUGCUAUAGUGACAAAGAUUAAAUGACAACAUUUUUAAAAGUCAGCAUACUAAAGUGUUUUAUACUAUGGCUAUACUGGUCCAUUGACUCCUUGGAUUUAAUAUUCCUUUGCUUCUAUGAUCAUCAACAUCAGGAACAUUCCACUCGUUACAAUGGUGAUAGCGCCACAAUCAUUUUAUGAAUUUUGUUCCAAAAUUACUUUUAUAAUUAACUGCCAUUAUUGCUUUUCAGUAAACACUUCUAAAGAAUAAUACACUCAGCCAUAUGACAGGCACUUGGCAAACAUUUUGGGCAUCUAUACAGGAACUGUCUUACUCAAAUACGAUACUCAAAGGCUCAGGGCUCAAAAAUUCCACUCGCCAACUAGACAUUGGCAAGUGAAAAUACAUCGCUAGUGAGAGUGUCAUGGACCCUCCAGGCUUUCAGUGGCCAGUAUCUUUUAGGCCUGUCUAAUAGUAUAGGCCUUUAAAUUUUGAGCCCUGAUGAAGGGGAUUCACACUGUAAAGCGUUUGUUUACUUUGUUUCAACUAUUACAUGUCCAAAAUGUAAAAUCCUCUGCUCAAUUUAUUCAGAACCUGGUCUAAGAAUUACAAUGUUUGAGACCCAGUAUAACUACAAAUACUUUAUAUCCUUUAUUUACCUCUGUAACAAAAAAAAUGAAAGAAUACAUAUCUGUAAUUGCGUCUGUUUUUAAUUCUUGGGUUUAAACAGAAUUGUCCACAUACAGGGCUAGAUUCCGCUAAAAAGAUCCACGUUAUCAUGGUUAUUCAAUAAAAACUAAAUUUUGUUACAUCCCAUUUCAAAUUAAAUUCAGAACAUAAUAUAGCCAAUUAGGAGAAAUGUAUCAAGUAAACCAUAACACUAUUUUAGCCUCAAUUUUGAUUUUUAAAUGUAAUUUGCUAAAAUUAAAUUUGAUUAGAUUUAGACUACCAGCCCUCUCUCACACUUUUAAAUUGGAUUUAAAACAAAAAUGUUUUUAUUCACCUUUUAUCCUGCAGCCACUCCUCUUCUAAGAUCAUCUGUCCAGAUGAUAACUCCUACCAUCAAAGUGCAUCAAAAUGUUUUAAUGUAUCGUGCUGUGCAUAAUAACACUGAAUUUAUAGACUAUAGAAUAUUUAAAGCUAGGGAGUGACUCUAGUGGUCUGUUUAUAGUAAAAUUUAAACAUUGCCAUUUCUCUUAUUGCCACCCAGAGGGGACAGGGACUAUGCAUGAAAAACUCUCAAAUAAGAUGAAGUUGUUUUGAAGCUUACAGUACCCCUUUAAGCAUAGUAUAUACCGGAAUAAAAACAGUCCAGAGCAAACGGUUAUUAUCUGGAUUUUAUUAAAAUGCAUAAACUUUUUAUUUUUUGACAAUCUUUUUUUUUUGGUUGUGGAGACAGAGUAUAGAUCUGCUUGCAAUGCCACAACAGCGGGGCAAACAUUGCAAUAACAAACACAAUGUGACAUUGUCUUGACAUUCAGAUGACGUGCACACAUUUUUUUGUAUAUGAUAAAUCAGGCUAGUCAGAUAUGUCUAGAUUAUGAACAUCCUGCGAUUAGCUAACCAAGAACAAAAUCUAGACAAAAGGUAAGACAAAUAUGAGACUAAAACAGGCUAAAUAAUUUCAGUGCUGUUUGUAGGUAUUAAUAUAAGUUGCUGCAUAUAGCAUGCAUCAACAGCAUGCUUAGCUUGGGUAGUAACCGAUUUACGCAAAUUAAAGAGGAAAACACAAGUAAAUCAUAAGGGUAUACAAGAGUAGCAUCCCUAUCACACGCUCUGGCAUGUUUGUGAUCCAUUCACCCUAUCCCCAUGCACACAAUUUGGGUAACACUACAUGACAUAGGCCCCGCGGCCAUAGCUGUCCAUUCUGCCGGUCUUAAGUCUUGAUAAGUUGGACUGUGGAUCAUGUCCUGGGGGCGAGGGGGUCUAUAGACAUUGUGUGGUGUUGAGGAUACUCUCUUCACUAAUGUGCGAUUUGCACUGGGGUAUAGCCCCUCAAGGCCCUCAACCUGAGAGUGCGGUACCGGGAGGUGGACUGUCCGGGACCCAUUCAGGAACGGAAUGGUCUGGAUCUCUUCUUCUGGUGCAUAUGUAUGGAGAUCUUUGGUGGAGCCAAGCCUGGCGUACAUAAUUUAGUAUUGGGGGGGUGAGUGGUAAGGCAAGCUAUCAUUAUUCUUCAGCCCCACAAUCUGGCCCAGUAGAUUGCUCAGCUUCGUCCAAAUUUUUGCGAAGAUCAAUUACAGCCGCAACAUAGUCCCCAGCAUACCUUGUGUGGCUGCCAUCUUGGAACCUGAGAUAUUGUUACGGUCGCGUUACUACCAGUGGAUGAGUAAGUAGGUAUCCCUCACUGGCGGAGGGGGGGAGCCAUGUUGCAUCUGCGUGCUCCAUCUGGGAGAUUGGCUGCCACUCCCUCGCCAUCUUCUGCAGGUAGGCAGCAGUAUUAAUGUUGGGUUUAAGUCGCCUGUGGCGUGUCGAGCAGCUUCAAAGUGAGUCACAGUAAGUAGCAAGAUGUCACCAGUUGAACAAAGUUUGAUUUUCUCAGAAAAAAAAGGCAAUAUAUUGAUGCUUUUAUGAUUUUGUGUGCAGAGCUCACUCAAAGUGCAACUGUUUCACAUAGCAAUCAGGCCCCCCUCAAAAAAUGCAUAAAAAUUAACAUCUAUAGGAAAAUGGUAGUGAUUCACAUACAGGUUAUUCACUAAACACCAAAUUUUAGCAAAUUAAUUUUAAGUUUAUUUCCUUUUCCUUUAAAAUACGCACUCUGUAUUAACAUUGAUUCUGUGAAUUGCAAUGAAUUGAAAACCAAAUUGGAAAACUUGUAACAAAAUAGUAAAACACAUGGUAUAUUUACUAAAUGCUUGGGUUCUGCAAUUUUAAAUGUAAUUUACCACAAUUCAUUGUUUAGUUAAAAAACACCAUUUUCAUUACACCCUGAAAUCUUGGUGUUCUGUUUAAGUAUUAUUGCAGAGCGUUAUUAGCCAGGUGUAUACCCACCAUUUCUACUAGAUAGGUUUACUUGCUAAAUGCCACCCACUUGGUACAUUAAUUGUUUGUUUGUUUCUAUAGUAACAAAGUCAGUAAGGUUUAUGAACCCCAUAAACCCCGACCUUCCAUAUCUCUAUGUCCCAUUCAUUUAAUCUGUGACAGCUUGUUUCUAACAGUCUAUAUUCCCGAAGAUAAAACACGAGAUAUUUCCAUUUAUAAUCUUACCCCACUAAUUCUCAGAGCGGGUUUGAAAAGCUUAGUCUUUAGAACCUGCCGGGCUCUGUGUACUGUUAAAAACCACUUCAUUCCCACGCAUAGAAACUCUUUUACAGAAACAGUUUUUAUUCUUUCAACCUAAAUUCUACAUCAAAUCCCACAACAGUUCUCUAUACUCACACAUGGAUCACGCUAGAUUUAAAAUAUCCACACUUGGCCGACAUCUCUUAUUCAAGUGAAUGCGAGAAAAGAAGAUGUAAAGUAUAGGCAUUCCUUUUUAAAGUAAACUUGGAAUUCUAACAGGGUUAUUCAAUAAAGUAAAAAUAGUCAGGUUUUUGUUUUUUUAAAUGAAUUCAAGGUGAUUUCAAAUGUAAGGCUAAAGUAGCAGAAAUGGAAGCAUAAUUGACUUGGAGAAUAACCAAAGAAAUAAAUAAGAGAGACUAUAGCAGAAACAUGAAGUGGGGAAUGUCUACCAAGUGUCAAGGCAACACCGCUGUCUAACUACAGUAUGCUAUGCUUGUUCCAAAUGUACAUCUUAAUAAAAUAAAUAAAGAAUAAAAAUUAAAAAAAAACAUGAGAGAGAGUGCUCUAAUCAGCUCUAAUGAGCAGGGCCCAAUGACGGCUCUGUUUAGAAUGAUUCACAUAAGUACAGUAUGGGGUAUAGCAAUAUACUCUAUGCUUUGAGUUUGUGUCCAUAGAGUGGUGUGCCUCAAGCCAUCAUUGAAGACGCAGUGCAACAGCAAUGUUAUGUUAAAAUACAUAAAUAACUUUUGUGUUUUUAGUGAAAUUAUGAUUAAUGAGUUCACUGGAGACAGUUUGGGGACCAAUUCAGAUAGUAGAUCAGAAUGAACUACACUGCUUCAGAACAAUUCAAUUUUUUGCUAAUGAAUUAACAUUAAAAUGAUUUAAAUUAAAUCAAUAAAAAUCCGUCAGGUGACCAUAAAUCACUCUGGAAAUUGACCACUUGUAGACAAAUGUUGUGAUUUCAGUGUCCUGCUUUUUGCAGGUGAAAUCUUAAAAAAAAAAAAAAAUGUAAAAAAAUUAUAUAUAUUUAUAUAUAUAUAUAUAUAUAUACACACAUACAAAGAGUUAAAAUAAACAUUAAUGAAAAUGCACAUGUAAAAUAAAUGUCUUCUACACCCCUUGAUAACAAGGUAGGAGGCAGUGGAAUGACCUGCCAUAUUCCCUCACAUCUGGGAAGGCAAUGUGAAAGUUAAGUUAAAAGUACUUACAGUGGAACGGUCACUUAUCUGAAACUUACAACGCAUGACAAUUUUCUGUCUAAUGUUUAAAGAGUUUUUGGCACAAUGCAUUAAAUAUGUUUUUUAUUUUUCAAUUCUUGCAUUUAUUGCACCCUGACCAUAACGUAUCAAUAUGCAAUGCAUUUAUGGAUAUUAACGCCACCAUAAAUAGUGGUUAAGUUAACAUAAUAAAAAUUGUAGGAAGUGAUCUUUCACUGCUGUCAAUGAUUGAUAAGAGGAGCAGGGGAAUUCUGCUGGGCCCGCUUCUGGUUGGCAGCAAUAAAGGAGGCUCGCCUUGAUUUAUAUUUACUGUUGCUUGCUUUUUUUAUUUGAUUCAUUUGCUUAAGUGGUUUUUACUAAAAGGGAUUACAUUAUAAUUACAAUAUAUAAAAGGGAAACAUUAUAAUUGGUGUUUAUGAUAUUUUAUUUCUUGCGUAUAGAAAGUAUCAAUACCCUUAAUUUUUAUGUUGCAGCCAUAUGCUAAAAAUAAUAAAAAUCUGGUUUAAAUCAUUUUUUCAAAUCAUGCUACCCUAGAGCAACAAAGCCAAAAUCAUAUAUUUAAAAAAAUUUAAAUUAAAAAUAUUACAUUGACUUAAGUAUGCAUAACCUUUGCUUUUACACUUGAAAUGUAGCUCCUAUUCAUCCAAUUUCUCUGGCUCAUCUUUGAGAUGUUUCUAUGCUCUGAUUGGUUGGAUUGGUUGGACAUGAUUUGGAAAGGCACAUAACUGACUAUAAAAAGUCUCACAGCUGUAAAUGCAUAUCAGAUUAAACACGGGCCAAUAGGCCAAAGGAAUGCCUGCAAUAGUCAAAGAGGAUUGUGUCAAGGACAGAUCUGGGGUAGGCUACAGAAGAUUAUUGGCUACACUGAAGGUUCCCAAGAGAGAGUGACCUCCAUUAUUCCUAAACGGAAGAAGUUUGGAAUAACAAGGAAACUAGAGAGCUGGCCGCCACGCUAAAUGGAGCAAUUGGGGAGAAGGGCUUUGAAAUAGAAGUGAACCUGAUGGUCACUCUAGGUUCGAUCACGAUUCAAAGUGUUGUGUCUGUAGGAAAUCAGACACUGCUCAUCACCUGUGCAAUACCAUCCCAACGGUUAACCAUGGUGGUGUGGCAACUUGACAGAGCUUGACAGGAUCUGCGGAGAUGAACGGCAGAAACGACCUAAUUCCAGGUGUUCAAAGCUUGUCUCAUCAUGCCCAAAAAGACUUUAAACUGCAAUCGCUGGCUAAGGUGCUUCAACUAAGUACUUAGCUGGAUUCUCAAAAUAUAUAUCAAUGUGAUAUUUCAGUUUUUUUCUGUUUAAUAUAUUUGCCGUGGCAUAAUAAAAAGUUGGGGUUUUUUUUGCUUUGAGUGGGAUAUUAAGUGUAGAAUGAUGUGGAAUUUUUUUUGUAAACGAUUGAAGCAUAAUGCUGCAUCAUUAAAAUGUAAAUACUUUCUGAGUGCACUAUACUCCCAGCAGCCAUGCAUAUUUGCAGGCUAAAAAAAAUGAAAACAAACAAACCUACCUGGCUUUAUACAAAUUAGAACAACCUUGGGUGGAGAUUUUCUUGCCUGUUCUCCUUGCAUGCUGUGCAUAGCAUACUAAAUGAGGGUGCUUAAUCUCUGAGGACUAACGCUCACACAUGCUUUCAUCUCUUCUUUAAUGAACCAUCUCCAACCUCUCGGACACAUAACGCACUCCAACCAUUUAGAAACCUUAACCAGCUUGACCUACAACAAUUCUCUGCACGAACAACAUGGACAAAAUUGAUAUAAGCAGACUAGAGCUUACCAUUCCGGCUGCCUACUUGACAGGUCUGAAGGGCAGUUCUAAGACACACUCGAAGCUGACAAUAGGUGCAGGAUGCUCUUUACAAUAAUUCUAAAUAGUGACUGUGCUUACAGUAACCAUUUAAAGGGAAUAUAUGUCUAAUAUUUUGUAUGUCAAAAAUCAUAUAUAUAUUUUUACAUUUAUAUAGAUUAAUGGUAUCUUUGGGACCCCCUGGGCCGCCUUUUUUAUGUUUUAACAUUUACAUUAAAUAACGCUUUAAUUAUUUUUUUCAAGCACUGAAAAUAGGUUUAUGCAGCUCGCCCUACCACCCCGUUUUUCCUCCCAUUUUAUUUUCUGACCCCUUUGACUUCUCAUCCAAUCCAAUACUUCUCAUAAAAAAGCACUGUGGAUAAGCAGUGCAUGUGCGGCAAUUACCGUACCACUCAAAUGCUUCUCUGUAGGAAGCAUCAGAGGAUGUUCAAUGUCCUCAUGUAAUGCGUGUAGUGAUGUCCCGAACGGUUCGCUGCGUACGGUUCACGCGGACUCAUCAUUGAGUAAACUUUGACCCUGUACCUCACAGUCAGCAGACACAUUCCAGCCAAUCAGCAGCAGACCCUCCCUCCCAGACCCUCCCACCUCCUGGACAGCUCACUAAGGAUGCAGCUUCACAAUGGAUGCUGUCCAGGAGGUGGGAGGGUCUGGGAGGGAGGGUCUGCUGCUGAUUGGCUGGAAUGUGUCUGCUGACUGUGAGGUACAGGGUCAAAGCUUACUCAAUGAUGAGUCCGCGGCGAACCGUUCGCAAACCGUUCGGCGAACAGUUCGGGACAUCACUAAAUGCGUGAUAAUGUUGAAUGUUAAUAAUAAAGUCUGGAAGUGCCAACUAGUGGCACUCAGUGUAACAAAGACGUGUUUAGCCCUGCAAUAAAAAACUGCUGCAUCUCCAGCUAUGUUUUACACUGCGGGAGCAAUAUGCCAGGGGCACUGCAUUGUGAUCAAGUUGUCUGGGUGCCUAUAGCGUCCCUUUAGGCCUAAGGCAAAGGCAUACAUUUUUCUGCAUAAUUAUGAUAUUCCCAUGAUAAGACACUCUAUGCCGUUAACAUUGCCCUAGGAUUUGUAGCAUGUCCUGCGCAGUUCUACUGUACCUAGAAAGUAUUGCUACAUUUCUUGCAUUGCGCACUUCAAGUACAAAGGGCGCAUCAAAUAUAAACCUAAUGCUUAAGUCUAAACCUUUUGUUGAGAAACUGUGCUUUACAAACUCAUAACCAUGAAAAGGUUAAUUUAUUUCCCCAUGCCUCGGUCAGUAAAAGGGAUUGUAAACUCUGCUGGGCCGAUGAGCAUUAACAGUCUAAAAUACCAUUUCUAUUGGAGCCCAGUGAAAAUGUCUAUGCAAAUUAGAUUAUCUCCUUGAAUUGGGUGAAUUCUAUUAAUUAAAUGGCAAUAUUGCCGAGAGAGAAACGAGAGGAGGGAGAGUGGAUGUGAGCUGGGGAGAUAGAAAGCUAGAUAGCAGUUGGGUAGAAUAAAAUUAAUUUGUUGGAUAAAGUAUAGUAAAAUUGAGAGAUUUAUUUCAGCACUAACACAGUGCACACAAUUCGUAAUGAAUGAAGAAAAGAUCUUGAUAAUUGCUGCCUUAAUCUGCAUUUUCAUCUAAUGGUUUUAUCCCUGGUUAGAGUAAUACAAUAUCACAGGCUAUAGUUAGUGCCAAGCACUCCUAUGGAUCCUAUUUUACAGGAACACUUUAUACCCCGAGAGACAUCUCUUGUACCCUACAUGUCAGACAGGAAUAUUAUAUAUAUAGGGAUGUUAAUUAUAAUUUUAUUUGUUGAAACGGUAUUACUAUAUAGACACCAUUCGUUUGGACGGUGCAAAAUACAUUUUAUUUUACUAUAUAAUUUACAGUUAGAGCAAUAUAAACGUAGCUAGAGAUGGAAAACUAUAAAGCGAAGUGUGAGAGAAAGAUAAAAAGAAAAUAUAAAAGGACUACUAGUGUAAAAGAGUGAAUAGAUUUAGAAGGUUGGGUAAAAAUUUUGGAAUAGUCAGAGAGUGUAAGAAUGCCACAAGUUGAAGUGUAAAAGUGGGAUAAAAAUAAGAUGUUAAAAAAAAAAGCAGCCACAUUAAAGAAUAUGGCAAAAUGAUUAGCCAGUUAGGGGGCGGUGUAAACACACUAUGUUAGAGAGUGAGAUUAAGAAAAAAAACAGGAGAAAAAGAAUACGGCAUUUCAGAAUGUUUGUAAACAAUAGGCACCAAGAUACUUCCGGAUGGCAGAAUGCGAGUGGCUUCCACUGACCUGAAGUGAAAACUGUCCAUGAAAGACAACUCACUUUACCAAAAAGGAAACAAGGAAAUUAACAAAACUCAGUUAUAAUGACAGCACUAUGUGUGUCUGAGGACAAUGUGUCAUCAAGUGUGUCUUUACAAUCCUGCGCACAGUGCCGGGAAGGAUGAUGAGUACGACUCUGCUUAGCAGCUUCUGGAUUACCUUUGCCACACUCUGUGUGUGAUUUGAGCAGAUUAUUUGGGGCAAGUGCUCUUCAGGUCUCUCCAUUUUCAGGUAAGCUAAAUGCCAGCCAUACCCAGUGCGCCCCAAAUGCAAGCCAUACCCAGUGCGACCCCAAUGCUAGCCACACCCAGAGUGCCCCCCUGCCAACCAUACCCAGUGUGCCCCCCCCUGCCAGCCACACAGAGUGUGCCCCGGUACUCAUGCAGCUUCUUCCACAUAGCAUGGUGACGAGCCACGAAGCCCGACUCCUGGGACACAAAGCCUUUCUGUUUGCGGAUGAAGCCCCACAAGUGAUCCCAAGCGAAAUGUGCAGCUUCCCAGCAGCCAUGUCUGUCAAAGACCAUGAAGAAAGCCUGCCGGAGCCCUUCCUACUGCCCGGGGACACAGCCCGGCUCACUGGACCCUGAUCCGGUUCCUGGGGGCCGACCACCUCCUCUUCCUCCAUCCAGGACAGCUCGUCCUCCCUGGGCUAGCACCUGGGUGACAUCCUCCAUGUACUUCCUGCUGCCCUGGUCAGAGGAGACGCUGACUCGCAGGGUGAAAGCACUCAACAUGGUGACAGCUCCUUUGUUACCGUGAUCCGCUGGAGAGAAGCUCAAUAGAACGCUUCGGCUUUUGCCACUCGGAAGAACGUCUAUUAUUGUUGUGACGUCAUUCAGAAUUGUUGUAUGCUGUAGGAAUUAUUAUGGGCAAUAAGGUUAGCACGCCUCCCAAUCAUCCUGAACACACCUCCCAAUCGUCCAGAAUUCGGAGAGACAGUUCCGAUUUUUGUGUCCUAUCCCGGUGCACUGUCUUAGUUACCUGCUGUCUUUUUUGGGGGGCACCAUGGAAUUGUCCCCUACAUUCAUGGCACAAGUGCAUCAAUAAACACACUUGCUCUAUGAUUAGGAAACUAGGACCCUGUAGGGAGAACUGAUCUGUGCUCCCUGCAGUUGGCCAGCCUCCAUGAUGGACAGACAGCCUGGAGUGCAUUCAUGCCAGGCUAACCUGCCAUUAACUCGUGCAGACUCCAGGCGGAUCCAUUACUUUGGGGGGUGAAGCUAGUGAUGUAAUCAUGUCUCUGGCCCACCCCCUUUAAUUCCUGCAUACCGGCAUCCUGGUUUGCAGGGGGCGCCAGAGUUGGGAGGUAUGGGGUAAGGUAAAGAGAAUAGUUAAAAUAAAAUAAAAAAUAACAUCAACACUGAGCACUAAACUGAGGUAAACGUAACUCCUUAAUGCCCAAGACUAUUUUAAGAUGCAACGCCUCUGUGACCAAGGCAUUUUGUCACUUUUGCCAUGUGUUCAUUCUACCACGAUUUCACUCUUAGGGUUUAAUGAAACCCAUACAUAUUACAUAUAAUUUGUUACAAGAGAAAUAGGGCUUUCUGGUGAUAUUGUAUACAUAACACAAUAUUAAAUAGGAAUAAAAUAUAACAAAUUAAGGGGGAAACACAUUUUUUCUCAGUUUUACAUGUAAUAAUUUCUACACACCAAGUGCAAGUAAAGAAAACUAACUCGAAAUAGAUUCACUAAUUAGUCGAUUGUUAAUAUGCCCAAUAUGUCUAGAAUAUAAUUCAUUUUUUGAAAUUAUAAAAUAAAGAUUGCAAGGAGUCAAUUAUGGUUUUAACCCCUUAAGGACACAUGACAUGUAUGACAUGUCAUGAUUCCCUAUUAUUCCAGAUGUUUGGUCCUUAAGGGGUUAAAGCUAAAACUUUGCAAAAUGUUGCUUGUUAAGAUAAUUCUUAUAGUAGUAGCCACAUAAUUUUUUACUCUGGUAUUUUGGCAUCUUGUCUACUAGACUAAUACAGCUAAUCCAAUCUACACUAUAUGUAUAUAUAUAUAUAUAGCACAUCCCCCAGGAGGAUAUUUAACUAAUAUUUUGACACCUUUCAUUUAACCAUUUUAUUACUAACCAAUUAUUUGUAUUUUUUUUUACACCCAUAUUCCUACUCCCAAUCCAUCCCCUAAUCCCACCUCUCAGUACUGACAUCAGCAGAGGGAUUUCAUAGCUUUUCUAUCCAUGCUGCAGAUCCUACAUACAGUGGGCAGCUGGCCAAGACCAGCACAGAUCAAAGAGCAGGGGGAAAUGGAGGGAGAUCUUACCAGGGUCUUUAUCAGACCCUGGAGGUCUCCCUGAUAUUGGGGGGACAUUAAUAGGCUGGGGAGACACUGGCAGGCUGAAGGUAUAGGUCAAAUCACUGCAUCUGAGUGAGAUUGAGCUCAGCUGCAGUGUUUACAUUAAUUAAAAAGGGCUAUGUGCAGCGUUGACUUAGAACUCUGUACAUAGUUCAUCCCUCAGUUUGGGGCAACUACUUGUGGCCCCAAUUGACAGCGAGGACACUUAGUUAUCAAACGAUGGUUGGCUAAAGGCGCACUUAGUACUACCGAGGCUAAGUGCAAUCAUUAUGUGUGCAGUUUGAGCACUGCACAUAGCUCAUCUCUCAGUCUGGGGCAACUAACUUUGGCCUAAGCUGAUAGAGGGGACUCUCAGUUACUGAAAGAUACCUGGGGCUUCUUCAUACCGCCACGGAUUUAAACCCUGCUGGUACAUUUACUGUAUGAUGGUAUAUGCCGUCAAUAGGUAUUAAAGCCCUUCACUGUAUAGACUAUCAUAUGGUAUUUAGGUGGUCAAAAAAUAGCUAUGAACUGAGCAGAAACUCCUGGUACUGUCCUGGUUAGUGUAUCGAAUGUGUGACUGGCUUUCUAUUGAUUUUUUCCUGAUAUUAUAUAUGUGUCCAGGCCUCUGUCUUACAAACAGAUACAUUAGCGUUACUGCAUAAAUGUGCUAUUCAAACAAAGUAGUUGAGAACAACAAGCUGUUGUAUGUUGCAUACAUCCAAUUGCAUGCUGCACGAGUGUCCCUAAUUAUGAGGGACAGUCACUAUGGGAUACGUUCCUGUUUUCUGUGCCAACGUCCCUCUUUUCUAGGAGAUGCAUCUCCUAGGAGAACUAUGUUGGUAGUGUAUAAAAGAGCUCAAACACAAUAAUACUCACAGCAAUAUGUCUUUAAACUACAAAGGUCUGUGUAAAUAGGAUACAUCUGUCUAAAUUACAUUUCAGUUGCAUAGAGUCUAUAUAAGAUACCAAUGGAAACAUGCACAGAAUUAACAUUAACCACCCCAAACUCAGGCUGGCCAAUCAUGCCCCCUGCCUCAUGUGGAGAUAUACACCUUUAAGUUAUACUGAAGGUACAAAACAACUUAUGGUUUCAAAAUCUCUGUGCCAAAAUUGACCUAUCCAGUAAUAAAGCAUAACAUUGGUCUGUAUGUUGAGGUAAUAUAUUUAAAAUGAAACAUUUUAUUAAACCUUUCUAUAGAUUACCCAUCUCAAGAGUAGAACGUUUCCCAACAUGCACUUUGCCUGUGAUUCCUGGUUGUCUGUUUUUUUUUUUACUGGUGUUACAUUGUUAAUUGUCCAUUGAAUUUGACUAAACACAGAUUGAAUAAUGAGCUAACGGCCGGUAGAGAGGGAUAACAUGCCUACCUCCAGUCCCAGACAUGACAGAGCGAUUAUAGCUUCCUGCAUGCAUGAAUGUCACCACCAAGUAAAAAGUAGUUUAAGACUGAAAUAACGGUGUAAUGUUUGCAAAGCAUCCAUUAGUGCAAGUACACAAACUUUGCACAACCUUUAUACAUACAAGUAAGGGCUAAUGCUCAAAUUGUGCCAAGAAAUGUUUCUCCCAGUAUGUAACAUUUCUAUAUGCCUGCACUUAUGAACGUUGGCCACAUUUUGCACUAAAUGAACUAUAAAAUCGUUUCUGUAAGUGGCCAGUGACUUUAUUGGGGGACAGUGUCCAUUAUAAUUUAUUAUCUUCAAGGUUAAAAUGUCAUUUUAAAAUGCUGUGUGUCCUGCAUCCCAAAUUACCUGAACACACAAGUGCUGUGUUCUGGAAAAUGGUGCAAUGUACUAAAAGGGGAGUAAUCACUGUGGAAACCCUUGGAAACAACAAUAGUAUUCCACUCAUGAUACCUCCUUUUUUUUUUUUUACAUCUUUGUUUCAUGUUUCAGAACACUUUGACAAAUUUCCCCAAGUGCCUGCAAAUAUGCUAAGGGCACGUUAGGCCAAAGGCCUUCUCUGCCUAGAACUAUUUGUGUAUAGUUACUGCAUUUACAGAGCGGCUGCAGAGGGGGAGAGCUAUGAGUGCCUCAGUAGCCUCGGUAAUGCUAGGUAAUAAAAUAAUAUAUAAUUAUGAUAAAUCGAUAUGUAUAUAUAAUUUAGACAACAUGCACUUUAUUAAUGUUAAGUUGAUUAAGAUAAGGCCAAGUUUCGCACCUUUCUCAAACUCCUUACUUUGUCCUUGAAGUUCUGACACAUAAAUAGUAUAGUAUGCUGGAUUUAUGCACAGCCUCAUUUAUUUGUAUUAGACAUUCUGUGUGAAUUGAAGAACUGUAAUAAUGUUAGAACAUAAUAAUGUUAGAAAUGGAAAAACAUAACAAUGUUAGAAAUGUGCUUCACUGAUGUGGUAAGACGGAGAGGGAGCUGGAGGAAUUCGUGCCUUAUGGUAAUAGGUGGGAGAGCGUUUUGCAUAUAAAUUGGAAACAAUGAUGUAUACACUCAGAUGCAGAAAUACAUUGAAAUAAUUAAAUCUGGGUAUCAUAAACUGUUCUGUACUGGACGCUGCAUUCAGUCAGUUGUUCUGCGACUGCCCGUGCAUGAUGCAAUAUAUAAUUGAGUAUUGCAGUAACUGUAAUACCUUAUUAAUACAUUACCAAUAAUUUAGAACAAGAUUUGCAAUCUUUAGCACAUUUAAAACAAGAAUAAUAUGGUUAGCCCAAUAUAAAAAUAUUUCACAAGAUACUUGCAUCUACAUUACUCAAUUAACAUACAUAUAAUAAAUGACGUCCCUGCUGCAUAAGCAGGUCAUGGUGUGAAAACCAUGGGAUGCAGACCUGGCCAGAAAGGAGGCGUGUUAUCCUGGCGUGAAUGCUCUCCAUGCUAACUCUAAUCCUUCUGCCCCGCCCACUUCUAAAGUUCAAGGCAUUCUUUAACCCCUUAAGGACUGAGCCCGUCGUACACGUUGCAAUCAAAACAAAAGAUAAACAAAAACUGGAAUUUACGCUAUAUGUCUUUUAAACCGCAAUUCACCUUUUUCAUAUUAAGUGCUAUGAACACUUAUUAUACAUAAUUUUGUUCAGGAGAAACAGGGCUUUGAUUUCACAUUAACUAUUCAUAUAUGAAACAUAAUUCAUUAUGAAUAAAAUCUAAAAAAAAGUGUGAGAAAUUAAGACUUUAAAAACAUUUUUUAGUUCUGCAUGGCAUUUUAACUGUGAAUGUCAUAAUACGGUUAGCUUUUACUGCAAUAAAAUGCACAUAUUUGUAUUCAGCAACAUCUCACAAGUACAACGGUAUAACCCAUGUACAGGCUUUGUGAUGUUUUGGAAAGUUACAGGGUCAAAUAUGUCAUGUUUCAUUUUUCAGUUUCUACACAUUGAAAUUUGCCAGAUUGGUUAUGUUGCCUUUGAGACUGCAUCGUAGCACAGGAAUGAGAAUUACCCCCAUGAUGGCAUACCAUUUACAAAAGUAGACAACCCAGGGUAUUCAAUAUGGGGUAUGUCCAGUCUUUUUAGUAGCCACUUUGUCACAAACACUGGCCAAAUUCAACAUUUAUAUUUGUUUGUGUGUUAAAAAUGCAAAAAACAAAUAUAAACGCUAACUUUGGCUAAUUUUGUGACUAAGUGGCUACUAAAAAAGACUGAACAUACCCCAUUUGCAAUACCUUGGGUGGUCUUUUUAUGAAAAUGGUAUGCCAUCAUGUGGGUAAUUCUCAUUCCUGGGCUACCAUACGCUCUCAAAGGCAACAUAACCAAUCUGGCAUAUUUCAAUGUGAAAAAAUGGAAAUGCAAGCCUCAUAUUUGACCGAGUAACUUUCAAAAACACUAUAAAACCUAUUCAUGGUGGGUACUGUUAUAUUCGUGAGACUUCGCUGAACACAAAUAUUAGUGUUUCAAAACAAUAAAACGUAUCACAACAAUAACAUCAGUGAAAGUGCCAUUUGUGUGUGAAAAAGGCAAAAAACUUCACUUCAACUGACAAUAUCAUUGUUGUGAUAUGUUUUACUGUUUUGAAACACUAACAUUUGUAUUCAGCAAAGUUUCCAGAGUAAAACAGUACCCCCCAUGUACAGGUUUUAGGGUGUAUUGGAAAGUUAGAGGGUUAAAAAUAGUGCUAGCAAAUUACAUUUUCUGGACUUUCUGCCUGGGUUAUCAGGCAGGUCCCUCAAAUUGUAAUCAAUAAACUUACUUAAUUAUGUCAAAAUAUUACCUAAAUCUGCACAUAGAAUUUAAAUAUAUAUACAUAUUUAUAUCUUUGAAGUCUACGUGUACAUUUAUGAAAUUAUUUUUGUAAUUAUGUAUAUGGAUAUAUUUAUAUUUUUUUAUCAUUUUUAUUUAUUUGUUUAUAUGUACAUAGAUAUAUAUAAAUUAAUUCUAAGUGUAUUUUGAUAUUAAUAUAUAUACACUGCUCAAAAAAGUAAAGGGAACACUUAAAGAACACAAGUUAACUCCAAGUCAAUCACACUUCUGUGAAAUUAAACUGUCCACUUAGGAAGCAACACUGAGUGACAAUCAAUUUCACACGCUGUUGUGCAAAUGGGAUAGACAACAGGUGGAAAUUAUAGACAAUUAGCAAGACACCCCCAAUAAAGGAGUGGUUCUGCAGGUGGUGAUCACAGAGCACUUCUCAGUUCCUAUGCUUCCUGGCUGAUGUUUUGGUCACUUUUUUGAAUGCUGGCGGUGCUUUCACUCUAGUGGUAGCAUGAGACGGAGUCUACAACCCAUACAAGUGGCUCAGGUAGUGCAGCUCAUCCAGAAUGGCACAUCAAUGCGAGCUGUGGCAAGAAGGUUUGCUGUGUAUGUCAGCGUAGUGUCCAGAGCAUGGAGGCGCUACCAGGAGACAGGCCAGUACAUCAGGAGGCUGUAGGAGGGCAACAACCCAGCAGCAGGACCACUACCUGUGCAAGGAGGAACAGGAGGAGUACUACCAGAGACCUGCAAAAUGACCUCCAGCAGGCCACAAAUGUGCAUGUGUGCUCAAAUGGUCAGAAACAGACUCUAUGAGAGUGGUAUGAGGGCCCAACGUCCACAGGUGGGGGUUGUGCUUACAGUCCAACACUGUGCAGGACGUUUGGCAUUUGCCAGAGAACACCAAGAUUGGCAAAUUCGCCACUGGCGCCCUGUGCUCUUCACAGAUGAAAGCAGGUUCACACUGAGCACAUGUGACAGACGUGACAGAGUCUGGAGACGCCGCGGAGAACGUUCUGCUGCCUGCAACAUCCUCCAGCAUGACCAUUUUGGCAGCGGGUCAGUAAUGGUGUGGGGUCGCAUUUCUUUGGGGGGGCUGCACAGCCCUCCAUGUACUCGCCAAAGGUAGCCUGACUGCCAUUAGGUACCGAGAUGAGAUCCUCGGACCCCCUGUGAGACCAUAUGCUGGUGCGGUUGGCCUUGGGUUCCUCCUAAUGCAAGACAAUGCUAGACCUCAUGUGGCUGGAGUGUGUCAGCAGUUCCUGUAAGACGAAGGCAUUGAUGCUAUGGACUGGUCCGCCCGUUCCCCAGACCUGAAUCCAAUUGAGCACAUCUGGGACAUCAUGUCUCGCUCCAUCCACCAGCGUCACGUUGCACCACAGACUGUCCAGGAGUUGGCAGAUGCUUUAGUCCAGGUCUGGGAGGAGAUCCCUCAGGAGACCAUCCGCCACCUCAUCAGGAGCAUGCACAGGCGUUGUAGGGAGGUCAUACAGGCACGUGGAGGCCACACACACACUACUGAGCCUCAUUUUGACUUGUUUUAAGGACAUUACAUCAAAGUUGGAUCAGCCUGUAGUGUGUUUUUCCACUUUAAUUUUGAGUGUGACUCCAAAUCCAGACCUCCAUGGGUUGAAAAAUUUGAUUUCCAUUUUUUUUAUUUUUGUGUGAUUUUGUCGUCAGCACAUUCAACUAUGUAAAGAACAAAGUAUUUCAGAAGAAUAUUUAAUUCAUUCAGAUCUAGGAUGUGUUAUUUUGUAUUCCCUUGAAUUUUUUGAGCAGUGUAUAUAUAUAUAUAUAUAUAUAUAUAUAUAUAUUUAUUCAUAUCAAAAUACAGUUAGAUUGAAAUCACAUAUAUAUGUAUAAUUAUUUUUAUUUUAUUUUUUAUUUACUUAUUAUUUAUAUUUUAUAAUAUUAAAUAUACUAUAUAUAUAUAUAUAUAUAUAUAUAUAUAUAUAUAUAUAUAUAUAUAUAUAUAUAUAUAUAUAUAUAUAUAUAUACAUAUAUAUAUAUAUAGGUAUUAUAUAUAUUAUAAUAUAUAUAUGCAGCACUGACGUUCAGCAUCUCCACGCUCUGCAUGGAGACGAUGACUGCUCUAUUAGCAUAUGCUAAUUGGUGCAGCGCAGCACAGCGUUUUGCUGCACAUGCGCAAUAGCCUCCCAAUGCUUUCCUAUAGGAAAGCAAUGGAUUGGCUGAGAUCAUCAAGACUGAUGGUCUCAGUCAUGGAGGUGAAGCCAGCAGAGGUGAGAACGGAGUGGCAAACCAGAAAAGGUAAGUUAAAAACCUUUUCACUCCAACACUAAACAGCAAAUUCACCAAAUGCACUGAAUACCGUACAUCAUUUAUCACAGCGAUAAAUUAUAUAUUCAAUGUACAAUGUAUCUAUUAGGCAGUAUGUGUGUAUGGAUGUAGGCAUUAAGCAGUGUGGGUGUAUGGAUGUAAGCAUUAAGCAGUAUGUGUGUAUAAGGUAGACCUAACUGAAAACCAUAUGGCAAAAUUUAGGCCAAAAUAGCUGAUCUAGAAGAAUUCUCCAACUCAGCUACAGUCACAGUCCAGCUGUUUUUGCUUAAAGGACCACUACAGUGCCAGGAAAACAAAUUUGUUUUCCUGGCACUAUACGGUCUUUAGGUCCCCCCCACCCUCAGGGUCCCACUCCCGCCGGGCUGAAGUGGGCUGAGGGGGUUAAACACUUACCUUUCUCCAGCACCACGCUCCCUUGGCGCUGGGGAACUCUCUUCCCUCUCCCAACUAUCGCUUUGAAUGCGCAUGCGCGGCAAGAGCCGCGCGUGCAUUCAAACAGUCCAUAGAAAAGCAUUUUCAAUGCUUUCCUAUGGAGGUCCAGCGUCUUCUCACUGUGAUGUUCACAGUGGCAGAAAUCCUUGCACCAGCCCUGAUCGGGACACAUACUUUCACUUCAUCCAAAUACAGAGGUGUUAAGAUAUAUGUUCUUAUCUCUUUUUAAAGGGAUACUCUAGGCACCAUAACUAUUAGAGCAUUCAGAAUGCAUUCAUACAGUAUGCAGUGGCUCAGAGUGUCAGUUGGAGGCUCCCACUACAUCAAUAUUAUCUAAACCUGGAGUGAUAAAACAGAAGUAUAAACUUUUUUAUUCUUUAUUUUUCUUGUGCAUAAGAUUACAUUUGCGCUUGCAACGCCACAAUAGCGAAUGCGAGCAAUUACAUAGCAUUUCUUGGCAUAGCUAAGGUGUCACACAUUUUAUAUUUUGUUGGCAUAACAAACUAGUAACAUGUAGGUCGAUUAAAGAAAAUAUGUACAAAUGGUAAAGCAGGUUAAUAAUAACAUUGGUAGGAUGACAUAUGUGUGCUUGAAAUUUGAAUAAGACAGUGGCUUUAGAGUAACCAGUUGAUACUUGAAGUGUGGCACGCUAAGCGGUUAAGUUUGCGCAUUUAGUGUAUGUGCCGUAACGUAUAUCCCACUAUGUUUGUAUUGGGCUGUUCCGAUAAUUGGAAGGCUGAGUAAGGUAGUGUAUUGUGCCAUGAUGGGAUGUAUUUUCCUCGUUGUAGCCACGUAGGCGGGUGUGUAGCUUGUGAAGUAUCUUGUUACUGGGUGUGAGAUACGCCCGUCAGUCUACCGUUUGGCGGUAUGUAUCGUCAAGUAUCCGCUUAAGCAGACGGGGGUGGGGGGGUGGGGGAGAGAGGUAAUCGAACGGGUGGGUGGCAGAAGCGUGAGUGUGUUACAUGUGGAUAUCUGGCAUCAUUCGUAUGUGUGGUAAUAAGGAGAGGCUAAGAAAUAUAGCAUUAGGCAAAACAGGCAAAGUAGGCUAAAUAAGCAACCAAAACUACCCUAACAAAAAACAACCGUGGGGUUGUGGUGAGUUACCACUAAAGCCUACGUUUUGCUCUGUAGCCCCUUAUCUCCUUUUGCAUGGAGGUAAUCUGGGCCGCUGUGGUGGCGGAGGUGUCUUCCAGGUUGCCCAGUCUCCCGGUUAUGCCCUGGAGGUCCGCGCGGAGGCCCGCCAUUUCCGCCUGGAGCGUGGUCUGUAGGCCUGCCAGCAGCGACUUGAGCACCGCUGCUGUGACAGGUGCAUUAUCGGGGUCCAGAGGCUUGGUAGUUGGUCGGUGGGCCGGGGGAGUUAUGCGCGUCCUCCCGCUGGGAGAAUUCGUCCGACAGGUCGGAGUAAGUUUCUGGGUAGUCGGCCAUCUUGGGCCCGGUCGCUCUGUGUACCUGCCUCAACAUGGCUCAGAUAUCGAGGCCAAGCCUGAGCUGUUCAGGCUUUUGUUUCUUAUUUUUGCGUACCAUAUCGGCUCCUCUGCUGUGGCUCAGGUUUAUAGCCGUUUUGAUCAGGUUUUUUCAGGUUAGAUUAGGGUAUUUUUAGUUUGAACCGCUGGAGCUGCAGUGCCAUGCGACCUCUCCGCUCUGCAGCUUGGCUCCGCCCCAGAAGUAUAAACUUUCACUUUUUCAGACUAACUCUGAACAGAACUACCUUGGGUACUUAAUACAGCAAGGAAAGUGUGUAAUUGUUCAUAAAUGAUUUGACAAAGUAACCCUGGAUGGUAAAUGUGAAAUCAAAGCAAAAUAAACACUACAGUCCUCUGUAGUGGUUAUGGUGCCUAGAGUGUUCCUUUACUACAUGCAGGGGAUUGAAAAAAAUAGCUGUAGAAUAGAUGGAAGAUUUAUGAAUUUGCUAUUUUUAUCCAAAAUGUGUGAUUUUAUUACAAUUCUCCGCCACUUUCUUUAACACGCCAAAUACAUUCAAAUACCCCUGGCACCUUCUCCUAAUGCACAGACUUCUCUUUGCCUGCUAAUACACUGGCUUCAGGACACAUCCUCUCUGUCAAUAGACAGAUAUAAUGACGUGUUUUGUUUUUUAACGUUUUAUAACUUUAUUUAUGGUUUCACUGGUGCUGAAAGAGUUACAUGUCUUUACCUUUGCCCUCACAGAUUAGGGGGGCAGCAUGAUAUCCACCCCCCUAUCUGUGAAAUGAGAAGGACAGAUUAAGACUUGAUCCGUAUUUUGCCAAGAGAUUAUGCCCCCAGCAGGAAAUUAAACCUGCUUUGACAGAGAGUGGUCUGUACACCCACCUCAUUCACACAGUCCAGGCUCUCCAGGACAAACCACGAACCUCUCUGGGAGACAGUGCUAUAACAAGCCAGAGUGCCCCAUUCUGCUCCAUCAUAUUAUUCAGAAACAUCUCUGGAUAUCAGGUAAUUCUCACAAAAAUCCUCUGCACGGCUUCUGUAUAAUCUUGGGAUUCCUCAUUUGUCUUGUGGAUUAUCACGUCACAAGUAUGACACCGGCUGCUAGCACCAGCACAGUGUAUUAGCCCAAUAUUCUUUCUCAUGAAAUGCUGUUAUUUUUUUAGAUAUGUACUGCAGUUUUUGUACAUGUAGGCAUUAAGGUAUAACUAUUCUUGCAAUCAUUAUAUUGAUCAUAACUCAUACAUAACAUUGUUUGACAGCUGCUGCAUAUAAUUUGCGGGUUAAUGUUUUAAACCUUUAAAGAGCAAAUUACAAACAGGGCAAUUUACCAAAGUGAGAAUUCAAAGGUGAAGGUCAAAAUAACUGCACUAGAAAUAUUCUAAGUCAGCUAUGCUUUCAGUCCAGCUGCUCGUGCUUUACAUUUCAAAUUCACUUUGAAAUCUCACUUUAGUGAACAACCCUUUAAAUGCUGAAUGGUAACACAUGAUCUGUACUGUGGUUGCACCUCUUUACACAUUUUGCAUUUAUUUAUUCAAUUUAUUUUUGCAACGCAAUGCGUAAACAAACAUUCUAUCUGUCUGACCCAAUCUAGUUGGAGUACACAGGACAUUACAAUAUAGUAAGAAUUGUCUGAUGUGAUAUCUGAUUAACGUUUAAAUACAUAACCAUUUCCUUGUGCAUCUAAGUGUAGAGACCUAUUUUGUUUAAUAGUUCUCUGAAAGCACUGCAUACAGGCCUUUUUACUUAUACACCCACUCCCCAAAACAGAACUAUAACAUGCAUUAUCAUAACAAGUGUUUAUUAAUUUAUUAUUAUCUCACUAUAGGCACCCAGACCACUUCAGCUUAAUGAAGUGGUCUUGGUGCCAGGUCCAUCUAGGGUUAACCCUUUUUUCUAUAAACAUAGCAGUUUCAGAGAAACUGUUAUGUUUAUGUUAGGGUUAAUCCAGCCUUUAGUGGCUGUCUCAUUGACAGCCACUAGAGGCGCUUCAGCGUUUUUCACUGUUAAAAUCACAGUGAGAUGACGCCAGCGUCCAUAGGAAAGCAUUGUGCCGCGCAUGCGCAUUCAGCCGAAGAGGAGGAGAGGAGGAGGAGAGCUCCCCGUCCGGCGCUGGAGAAAGAGGUAAGUUUAACCCCUUCCUCUCCAUCCAGCCCGGCGAGAGGGGAACCCUGAGGGUGGGGGCACCCUCAGGGCACUAUAGUGCCAGGAAAAAGAGUAUGUUUUCCUGGCACUAUAGUGGUCCUUUAAUGCCCAUGCUCGUAAUUGCAACCAAGUCCCCUUGAUAUAACUAGGAUUAAUUGUAACCUCCUUUAGGUUUCGACAGAUUAAAAGCAAAAAAAAUUUCAACUAACUCUAUCAAUAUCAAUCUGCUAUCCUUCAUCUUCUACUUUCCUAACACUCAGUGUCCCAGAUGUACGUCCUAGGUAUCAAUAGAUAGAAUACUUUGAUAAACACCAUUCCUCCACACAACAUAAAAUGUCACUGAAAGGUAGGGAUGCACCGGAAUUUCGGCUGACAACAUUUUUAGCCGAAAAUGGGCCUAUCCCAUGUCGGCCGAAAACGGAUAAAAUGUAAAAAAAAAAUUAUGUUUUUUUGAUCUUUUUUAUUUUUGUAGUGCAUAGUUUAACAGGUAUGCUUGCAUUGACAAUUCAGAUGAUUAUAUAUCACAAUCAUUGAUGGUAAUGAUAACAUAGAAAGUCAAGAAUACAGCACUAUGGUGCAGGGGGGGAGAACACUAUGGGACAGGGGAGGGGGGGGAAAGAGAACACUAUGGGACAGGAGAGGGGAAAAGAACACUAUGGGACAGGGAGGGGAGAAAUGAACACUAUGGAAUAGGGAGGGGAUGGGACAGGAAGGGGAGGGGAGAAAGGAACACCACUGGGAGGGGAGGAAAGAACACUGGGACAGGGGAGGGGGAAAGAACACUAUGGGACAGGGGAGGGAGGGGGGAAGGGGACACUAUGGGACAGGGGAGAACACUAUGGGACAGGGAGGGGGAAAGAACACUAUGGGACACACUGGGACAGGGGAGGGAGGAGAAAAGCACCAUGGGACAGGGAGGGAGGGGGAGAGAACACCACGACAGGUGAACAGGGGGGAAAGAACACUAUGUAACAGGGGAGGGGGGAAGCACACUAUGGGGCAGGGGAGAGUGGAGAGGGAAGAAAGUAACACUUUGGGACAGGGGAGGGAAGAAAGAACACUAUGGGACAGGGGAGGGGAGAAAGAACACUAUGGGACAGGGGAGGGGGAAAGAACACUAUGGGACAGGGGAGAGUGGAGAAAAGAACACUAGGGGACAUGGUAGGGGGUAGAAAAGAACACGAUGGGAUAGAGGAGGGGGGAGGAAAGAACACUAUGGGAUGGGGGGGAAGAACACUAUGGGACUGGGGAGAAGGGGGAAAGAACACUAAAAAAGAGGUAGGAGAGAGGAACAUUAAGGGAGGGAACUAAGGUACAGGGAAGGGAAAAGGAACACUGGGGUAGGGGGCACUAAAAAAGAAGGGAGAAGGGAAAUUUUUCAUAUUAGAUUCAUUAAAUCCAUUAAAAAGUCUAAUAUUAAUAAAAAAUUAUAGAAAAAAAACUAUUUUAAAAUCAUUUGGGGAAAAAAGUAAUUUUUGGUUUCGGUUUUCGGACAAGGGCAUCCUGAAUUUUCGGUUUCGCCCCAGAAUUUUCAUUUCGGUGCAUCCUAAUGAAAGGCUUUUCAGAUAGGGCAUAGGUAGCAAACACAAUGUAUGGGAAAAUGUUUGUAAACGUAAUCAGACUGUCACUCAUUACUUACAAAAACUGGCACACAAGGAAAAAUGAGCCCCGGUCACACAUCAUUUUUCUAAUUGUAACUUUAAAUGGACUGUGUCACAUAUAACAUGGCAAAAUAAAGUCUGUAAAUUCAUAAACAAUUCAAUUUACAUUGUGCUAGCUGAAUGGCAAACUGCAGCCUCUUCUCUAAUUAUACACAUCCCUCUCAGAUGGCCUUGCUUUUCCGAGAGUCUUUUAGACACUGAUCCUUUUCACAGGACACAGCUUCAUUGUUGUGGGAGUCUAGGUAAAUUUGGCCAUAUCAAAUUGGUAGCCAACGAUCAGACGUGGUCUAUUUGACGCAGUCAGAUACUAUUUAAACAGAGAACCAUUCAUACAGACUGUCUUAUUGUGGUUCUAUUAUGUGACUGUCUAUCUCUAUAAUGUCUAUAUUAUUAUUAUAUUUGUGUAUUAACCCAGCUCUGAUUUUUGGUACCCCCAACUUUGGUUUAAUUUCUCCAUUGCCAUGUCCUUGAUCUUGGUUUGUUACUGUCCAUUCUACCUAUUCUACAUUUCACCUACCUUUAUUACUGUUAUUAGCAUUGAUGUAGCGCCAAAACAUUCCACAGCGCUUUACAAUUAUAAAAAUAGGGAUGUUUGACAACACGAAAUUGACAUUCAAAAUAUUACCAGAGACAAGUGGUGAAGAAGGCCCUGUUUAAGCAAGCUUACAAUCUAUGAGGAAAAGGUGAAGACACACAUGAGAAAUAACAGCAUGUUAGAGAGGAGGAAUUAUUGAUAGAUAAGAUUCAUGUGUCAAAAUAAACUAGUAUAAGUAGGGUGUGAAACAAUCGAACAGUGUAGAGAGAGUAAAAGUGAGCUGGGCUAUGGAGGUGAGGGAACUGAAUAGACAAUUGUAAUGAAAGAAGCAUCACCCGGGAAGAUAGUAGGCUAUCCUAUAGAGGUAUGCAAUGGUUCUACGAUUGGUAGCAAGUUGCUAUAAUAAAGUUGAGAAAUGAUCAGUACAUGAUCUAAUGACUUAGGUGAAGGUAGGCAAUAUUUUUAAGUUACAGGAUUUGGAGACAGCUUGGGGAGAAAAGGUGAGCUUAUAGAUAGUAUGAAAAAAAAAAAAGGAGAUCCAUAGGUUACAGAGAAAGGUAGUGUAAAUGGAGAAUAACAGAAGACCAACAACAGAGGCUUGAGUAACACCAAGACAAGCAGCGAUGAGGUGGUGACACCAGAGAAGAAUGCACUAAAUGAUCAUUCAGAAGGAAAAUAUGAAAACCAGGAAAGCAUGGUGUCACAGAGUAAACGUUGUGGAGGGUUUGAAGAAGAGAGAGAACAGUAUCAAAGGCAGCAUAGAGGUCAAGAAGAAUUAAGAUAAAGUAAUACCCUUUAGAUUUAGCAGUGAUUAAGUCACUUUGGUAAGGGCAGUUUCAGUAGAAUAGAGGGAGCUCAAGCUAGAUUGAAGAGGGCCAAUAAGGGAGUUAGUAUGGAGUCAGUAUCAUGACAUUACACGCAACUAUCUCAAGGACAAAUAAUAUGUUACUAUCCUGUAUUUUGUAUUUCUCUACUAUCGUGUUGGGUGUCACUUGUGCCAUGACUAUAAGAAAUAUACAGCUUCCACUCCAUAAUAAAAAUAAUUAUUUGAUGUCUGGUUCUUUCCUAACCACAAGUUGUUUCAGGGAGGUCCCACACUCUCCUGCCUCUCCCUUAGCCUCAUUCCUGAUAUAUACUGUAUUUUCUUUAUUUUAGAACAGACUAGUGAGUUUGUUAUAAAUGUUCUGGCUAUAAAGUAUGUGUAGGUUAACAAAGAUUUCUAUAAGCCAAGCUACAACAGGUGGGUCCAGAUUUAGGUACUGAUGAGCCCCAUGUUUUGUCAAGCCUUAAAACAGUGGUUCCCAAACCAGUCCUCAUGGUCCAUCAACAAUCUAGGAUUUAUGUAUUCUCUUGUUUUAUUUCAAUGGAUACUUACAAAACGUGGGCUGUUGCUGGGUUGUGAGGACUGGUUUGUGAACCACUGGUCUAGAAAUUAUUUGGCACCAUAAGCACUAUAAUACGCUAUUUUGGUUCUGAAGCUUAGAUAGUCCUCAAAUUGUAAAUACACCUAGUAGUGAAUGCUUUUUAUAUGUAGUCAGUAUUCCAAACCUUGAGUAGAACGUAUAAAUUUUCUACAACAUAGCUUUAUAUCUGAAUAACCAGCAUGUGGCAUUCAACCUUUUCACCUUCCUGUCGUCAGUACUUUUGUACAUUCAGUAAGCUCAGUUGUCCAAAGUUCAGUGAGUUUAAAAUCAAACUACAAAACUUAGGCCAAAAUAGCCAAUUUGGAAACAUUCUCCAACUUGGCUAUAGUCACAGUUCUGGCACUUUAGCCUGAGUUUUUCAGCUCUCAACAAUGUUCUGCUUAGUGACUAACUAGUGAUUUGAAGCUUCAAAAUUUCCUGCACUGUAUGAGUGCCCUGAAAUUUACACGCUGCAGUCUGUCGCUAGCAUGGUACACAGAACAGACAUUAGCCAGCCCGAAACUCAUUACGAGCUAGCUAAUAUCACCCCAAUGAUGAUUCUGGAGCUGCAGUUAAACCUCUGGCAGCAGAGGGGUUAGACGUUCUAUAUGCAGCAUUUCAUAGUGAAACGCUGCACAUACAGAUUCCAGGCACCAUGACCAGUUUUAAUCACUGAAGUGGCCAUCGUGCUUGGAAUAAGCCUUUAAUUGUACACUAACAACAAACCAAGGGAGGCAAUCUUCUGCCCCUCAUAAGCAUUCUAAAAAUCUGUCACCAGAUGUUUUUAUUUUUGUUUUUCUAUUUCAGCAUCAAGCCAGGUUAUGAGUUCCCCUCCAAAAGUUAGAAACAUGCCAUUGAUAGAACUAUCCGGCAUCAUGUUUCAUUCAAAACGUUGUGGCUUACAAAAUAUGUUUGCAGCAACACUAAGGAUUGUAAUUUAUUUAGCUUGAAUUUUGCGUCAAUUCAUUUUGAAUAAACUCCUUUACUUGACAUGGAUAAAGCAGAGCUUCUAAGUUACAUGAAAUCUUAUAACAAGUGGAGGGGUUUAAUAUAAAAUAAGCAUUCCUCAUAUAUCUACAGUCCUUAACUGUUAAAAACCAAUCACAAUCAAACACAUCAUCACCAAUUUGAAUCUACAACAUUCCACUCAUUUAGCACCAUCUGGACUUCGCAGAGCUAAUCAUUCUAAAUUAACAAGAUCAUUAAAAGGUCAUUAAGGACCAGUUUGUUGUAAUGACAUUGAAAGUCACGGGUUAAAUAAACAAUCUUACAAGAUGCACACUUACAGUCAGGCAGUAAGAAUAUAGUGUUGUAGCAGAGCUAUUACAUGACUGCUCAGAUAGUGACAGAGGGACAGUGGAAAAAACUGUCUAUGGAACAAUUUGAUCCCCAAAAAAUAAAAAAUCUUUCAAAGGAAUGUUGGGAAUUGCAAGGGGUUAAAGUCUAAAAUAUGUUCUUUAUAUAUCUUUACAUAAUAUAUACAAAAAAAAAAAAAGCAAAAAUAUAAACUGACUGCUUCUCAUGAAUUGUAAAGUAUAUCAUUACAAUGUGAGCAAGUGCAGUCUGUGUUGUGCAUGUUUAUCUCUUGGCUUAUCUAACCAUAGAUUUUUAUACACAAACACAAGUAACUGAACUAGCACAUUUGGACAUGUAAAGUCAUAUAUACUUGAUUCUGUGUUAAAGUUGCAUGUCAAUCACAAACACCCAGCACAUGAAUUUGUUUGCCUGAGCAAGGCCUGCGUGCAUGAGGACAUUAAUUAAAUUGGUUUCAUUGAGCUACGCCUGUAGGUUUCUGUGUUAUGUAGGUCACCCCUGCCCUCAUGAGAUGUAUUGAGCUAUGGGCUGGGGCAGCAAGACCUGCAGCAUAUGAGAACAAGGGUAAAGGCUUUCUACUAUCUCAAACCCCCCAAGCCAACAAAAGGUCCUACAGUGACCCCGCGUCAGCUGCUUCUUGUCUAGUGAUGUAACUGGCACAAUAUGAAUAGUGAGAAGUAUCAUCUGCAGACAGAGCCUGAAAGAGGCUUGAAAAUUCAUGCACGUCUCCCAGGAGACACUGGAACAGAUAAAGAGAGGGGGUAUAGCUCAAAUCUGCAGCUGGAAAUAAGUCGGUUAAAGUGGGAUUUAAAAAGCAGUGGUACUGUCCAAGUUUUCUGGAAAACAACCAACGGAUUACAGUAAUCCCUUUCCGUAUGAGAGGGUAGCACUGGGGAGAUGGCGUCAACUUCAUCAACUUUUAAUGCAAACAUUAUGUUUAUAAACUACUGGACUGUCCGAGGGAUAACUACUGCCUUGAUUAGCAAUAGGACAAACACCCAGACGACAUACAUUUUAAAAUAUAUGAGAAUUAAGUAUAUACAUAUUAGCAUAGAAUCUCUAUGAAGCGAACACCACACACUUAGAAAUGAUUUUACUCUCCUAAGCAAAGUGCCUUCUUACCCAUAAUCCUUAGCACCCCCAGAUCAUAGGGCUUGCUAUGUUAAGCUAUGUGAAGAUCAGCACAUGGUGGCGUCACUGCAUCAUAAUCCGACGGAUCACAAUCAAUGCAUCAUUAGGAGUAUUAGCUUCCGUUUUAAGAAUGUUAAUUUUGUAUCCUGCUAAUAUUCAAAUUAGGCUAUUGUCAUUCUGUACAAAGUUUGCUAAUAGGCAUGUUGUAAAUCUUCCAAUAAUCAAACACAUUGUAAAAUGCUAUACGUUAUGUGCAACAAUUGCUACUUUAUAUGCAACAAGUGCAGCAUUCUACUAACUUGACUUUAGAUGCUUCUAUUAUCACCCAGAAUGUCUAUCUCCCCUAAAUGUCCAAAUUCUGAGCAUAGUAUGGAGCAUAAUAUAUAUGAGGACUUUGUAAGAAAUGCAAGAGAAGAGAUAUCAAUGCAAACAGUAUGGUUAAGGGUAAAGGGUACUUAUCAAUAAUUUCCCAAUCUUACGUGUGCACUGUUAUCAGCUAAACAUUUACAUCCCAUGUAUAGGUUGCUGAUAGUGAUGAAUAUGAGUAAUUUGCCAAUGAUUUCUAGCUAUAUAAUUGUGACCCUGUAAUUAUUAGUGUAUCAAAGGGAAUUUUGCUGUUUUUUAGACUUCAUUCCGAGGUAUCAUACCUUUUGCUUAGAAAUAACUUUUCAUAUUUUAUGAAGAUUUGGCAUUUGCAAACUACAAUAAAGGCACAAAUGGUGCAAGUAAGUGUGUUGCCCAUGAGGUGUUUGAAAUUUCUUAGCCAAUUCUGAUCCUAUUAAAGAUAUCUAUUGGAGUGCUGUAUAUUACCCACCAACAUCCAUCCACUAUGCCUCCUGACAUCCACUUAUGGCAGUUUUAAUUACACUUUGUCGCAAAAGGAGAUUUGUUCUUAAAUACAUUUGUUAAUCUCUGUGUAGGCAUUCCAUCACUUCCAUUACAAAAGAAUAUAUAAAUGGUACACUAUAUCUAAUUAAAUAAGACAUGGCAAUUAUAAUGCAUUCCAGAAAAAAAAACAAAAAAAAAAACCACAAAAUGAAAAUAUAGCCUCCAGCAAUGCAGGUGGCCAAUUCCGAUUAUCUGAAUAUAGCACAUAUAGCACUCUUUCUCCAGCGCCGGGCGGGGAGCUCUCCUCCUCCUCUCCUCCUCUUCGGCUGAAUGCGCAUGCGUGGCAGGACCUGCGCGCGCAUUCAGCCAGUCUCAUAGGAAAGCAUUCUCAAUGCUUUCCUAUGGACGCUUGCAUCUUCUCACUGAGAAAAUCACAGUGAGUAGCACGCAAGCGCCUCUAGCGGCUGUCAAUGAGACAGCCACUAGAGGCUGGAUUAACCCAUUUAUAAACAUAGCAGUUUCUCUGAAACUGCUAUGUUUAUAGAAAAAAGGGUUGAUCCUAACUGGACCUGGCACCCAGACCACUUCAUUAAGCUGCUAGAUGAGAGGAAGUGGGGACUGUAAAGGCAGGAGUAGCGCUAUCAGAGGGGGCCACCAGGUCUCUGUAAGUGCAAGCAGUGUGAGUGAGUUUGAGAUGAAAAAGUCGUGUAUGGUUGAUUUUAAAUUACUGCAGAUGGAGCGGGCAUUCCAGAGUGGGGUUUCUGGUUGUCUUAGUGUGUGUAGAGAAGGUGAAGGGCCCUGGAUUGGGAGAGACAUCACCAGCUGCUAGAAGUAGAAGGAGAGAAAGUGACAGGAGGUGUGAAUGGGUUUUGUAUGCAUGGGGUCUAGGAUGAGAUCAAUUGUGGGUUGGAGUGAGAGAGUAGAAAAAUGAGUGUAAGGCAUGAGAUGAGAGAAGGGGGGAGUGUAGCAAAGAAGGGCAUUUGUAAAUGUGGAUGGGGGGGAUGAGUGAAGUGAGUGUAAGGAGAGAUUUUUAUACUGAGGGAGACUGAGGAAAUAAAGAGGAGGAGAAAAUAGAUCAUCGCUAAACUGUGAAAAAUAGAAAUUGGAGAUAAUUGGAAUAUCAAGAGCAGGUGAAGGUGUUUUAUGGGUUAAGAAAGUGCAGGAGUGUACUAAUAAGAGGCAGUUUUUUUAACCUAACUAAAAUGUAGGUGUGACAGACAAUCUAUAAAUGUAAUAUGCUGACUGAAGGAAUGGGCUUGCAAAGUUGGGGAAUCAGGCUGUUGAAUAAAGAGAUGUGAGGGUCAGAGAGCUUGCAAUAAAGGUAGGGGAGGGGGAAAUGUAUCCAGGUACAGAGAUGAUAUUCAUCUACUGUUCCAGUUUGACAAACAUUUUUGUUAGAGCUACAAGUUGACCUUGUUUACAUAUUGUACAGAUCUGCGGAAUAUGUUGGCUCUAUAUAAUUAAUUGUAAUGCAGUUACAUUAUAGCACCACUACCACGUUUACAGAAAAAUCCUAGAAUAAAUCCUAUAAAAUCAAUUAAUUCAGGUUGUGCAUAAAAUAAAUAAAUAAAAACGUUAACUAAACACCGCACUUUCCUUUUUACGCAAAACAGACUUAAAGAAUUAAAAUAGUGAUCUGACAAUCAUAAAAUGAACUCAAAUACAGAUAAACCUCUGUUCACUGACAAAACAUACAGAACUGAAUUACACAGCGCAACACUCAAAGUACAAACAGUAAGUCAAAAUCAAUUGAUGAAAUUAAAUUAAUCAUUUAACUUCCUUUAUACACUUCAUCUAAAGCGGCAUCUAACCCUCUCAGGGGCCAUCAUGAAAAGUCAGUGGAAGAAGCCCACGGCAAAUUAAAAAUGAAAACAAAUAAACUAUGGACAACAGAUACCUCUUCCUGCUCCUUCCCUUUACUUUCCAUUUUUCUUCCUUUAGUCCUCCUUUAAAAAAUGUGUUGGAUUGGAAUAGAAAGGAGAAGUUGUUGCCCUGGGGUUCACUGUAAAGAGCUACGAUGCAUACCGAUAAUGUUUACUGUUCCAAAUGUACAUUGAACAUAUGUCUCAGAGUUCUGUCAACAGUAUGUGUUUGUAGUCAACUGGUUGAUGCCUCUUCACACUCUAAGCAUCAUAACCCCAUUAAAUGGUACAGAGUCAAAAUGUUUUAGAAUAGUUUGAAACUAACCUGGAUUACCCAGGAGCUUGUGGACCUUUUGUUCUUCUGUGAUAUCAUUCCACUUUACAUAUAUCAGUUUUAUGCCAAUCAGGAUUUAAUCCACUGGCUGAGAGCAUCAGAUGACAAGUUUAGCCCGUAAGACUUGUCCACAGUCAGACAAACAUUGUUCUUAGUGAUAACAUACAAAGGUGCAGGGACCAUAGGUACCAGUUCAACAACAGUUUGACUCAUUAUAAUGGUAUGGUUCUAGGGGACUCCUGGCAACACAUAAAACAUACAUUUAACCCAGCGGUUCCCAAACUGUGACAGGCACACAGGGGUGCCGCGGAAUGUUUCAGUAACGUCGGCCGGCUGGGAGGAAGUGACAUGAGUGUGUAUGAGUGUGUGUCAGGGUGUGCAUCUGUGUUUGUGUGUAUAUAUGUCAGUGUGCUUCUGUGUCAGUGUGUGUCUGUGUGUUCACACAUCUGUGUGUCAGGAUAUGCAUCUGUGAAUGUGCAUCUGUGUGUCAUUGUGUGUGUGUUUUAUGUCAGUGUAUGUAUCUGUAUCAUGGUGUAUGCACGUAUCAAUGUUUGUGUGUGUCAGGGUGCGUGUAUAUAUGUUGGUGUAUGCGUGUGUUAAGGUAUGUGUCAAUGUGUAUAUAUGUGUGUGUAUGAGUCGGUGUGUAUCUAUGUGUGUGUAUGUGUCAGUGUCUAUAUGAAUUUCUGUUUAUGUAUACCUGUGUAAGUAUGUAUGUAUGUGGUAGUGUAUGUGCAUACAUCCAAAUAGUCAUACACCAGCACAACAAACAAACACACUACUGCAAUCUAACACAAAUAUUAAAUACAAACAUACCCCUGCAUUCAAACUUCAAAAUGAUAUACAAACACAACCCUUCACUUAAACACAAAUACUUCACACAAAUGUACACUCACAUUUAAAAGCGAACAUAACAUACAAACACACCCCUAUAUUAAGACACAAAUACUUUUUACAAGUACCUCUUCAAACACCAACACUGUACAUUACACUAGAGCGCCAGUAAAUGCCACAGCUCUGUACAGAUAUACAGCCUAGAAAUUUUGACUUGCGGUGCCUUGGAAAAAUAUUGAAAUAUUAAAGGUGCCUUGAACCUAAAAAUUUUGGGAACCACUAAUUUACCCUAUUGAACCGCACACCAUGACAUUGAUAUUUAUUUGUAGUAUAUUUUAAAAGAUCAGGUUUUUUUUUUUUAAUUCAGUAGAUCGGCUCUAUCAUAUGCCUGCACACAAAAUGUCACUUCCUCGCUGUCUCUGCCUCAUGUUAUCCCAAAGAGAGAGAGAGAGAUAAAUGGAUGGGGGGGAUGAGUGAAGUGAGUGUAAGGAGAGAUUUUUAUACUGAGGGAGACUGAGGAAAUAAAGAGGAGGAGAAAACAGAUCAUCGCUAAACUGUGAAAAAUAGAAAUUGGAGAUAAUUGGAAUAUCAAGAGCAGGUGAAGGUGUUUUAUGGGUUAAGAAAGUGCAGGAGUGUACUAAUAAGAGGCAGUUUUUUUUAACCUAACUAAAAUGUAGGUGUGACAGACAAUCUAUAAAUGUAAUAAUGAGCAUGGGGUGGGAUAGUGUGGGGAGGGGAGGGUGGGCAUCAGGCUUGCUCACUGAAGGAAUGGGCUUGUUUACCUAUUGUACAGAUCUGCGGAAUAUGGUGGCUCUAUAUAAUUAAUUGUAAUGCAGUUACAUUAUAGCACCACUACCACGUUUACAGAAAAAUCCUAGAAUAAAUACUAUAAAAUCAAUUAAUUCAGGUUGUGCAUAAAAUAAAUAAAUAAAAACGUUAACUAAACACUGCACUUUCCUUUUUACGCAAAACAGACUUAAAGAAUUAAAAUAGUGAUCUGACAAUCAUAAAAUGAACUCAAAUACAGACAAACCUCUGUUCACUGACAAAACAUACAGAACUGAAUUACACAGCGCAACACUCAAAGUACAAACAGUAAGUCAAAAUCAAUUGAUGAAAUUAAAUUAAUCAUUUAACUUCCUUUAUACACUUCAUCUAAAGCGGCAUCUAACCCUCUCAGGGGCCAUCAUGAAAAGUCAGUGGAAGAAGCCCACGGCAAAUUAAAAAUGAAAACAAAUAAACUAUGGACAACAGAUACCUCUUCCUGCUCCUUCUCUUUACUUUCCAUUUUUCUUCCUUUAGUCCUCCUUUAAAAAAUGUGUUGGAUUGGAAUAGAAAGGAGAAGUUGUUGCCCUGGGGUUCACUGUAAAGAGCUACGAUGCAUACCGAUAAUGUUUACUGUUCCAAAUGUACAUUGAACAUAUGUCUCAGAGUUCUGCAUAUAUGAGUACCCAAUGGAUUUUCUAGGUAAUUCAGCACAUAACCACAGUAACUGUAUACCUAGAUAGAAAGAUCUUGGUACCAACAUCGACAAAACAGAGUUGGGAAAAAAAAGUAUGUCUCUAAAGCCUUGUAUUUUGGCAUGGUCAGGAGUAGAUGCUAUCUGCAACGUGCCACUUUAAGCAGCUAUUUAAACCAACUCUAAGGGCCUCUAAUUCAUCCUGGAUUACAUCCCUGAGCUAGAUGGAUAAUCAAGUCCGGGAAACAUUAAGCAUAUUUUAUAAAGUGUGUUCCCGCAAUGUGCAAUGGAAAGAUAGGUAUAAAUCUUAUAUGUUUAUAGCAGGCACUGGGUACAGUAUCUUCCCCACUCUGUGAUACAAAAUCAGCAGCAGUACCACUAUUCUAUGAAGCUAUCAUUUAAUGUUUCACCGUGUAUCGGAUAACUAUAUAGUGGACGAAGCCAUCAUUUCUAUUUUUCUUAUCACACAGUCCCAGCAACAGAAUAUCAUUAAAAUUAAAUUAGAAUUUUUAUCCACUGUUGACUUGGAUUUCACAAAUACUGCUAAUACUAAUAAAUAAUACUGCUACAUGUGGUUUAUAUGGGUGCCAGGAUUGAAGGAUUGAAAUUUACUAAAGUCUUUUGGAUGCUUCAACUGUUAUUGUCCUCUACCCAAUACGUCUUGAAUGCCACAGGGUUGGCUGUGCUCACUUAUUUCUCUAAUGCCUUAAGGAAUAGACUUUAAUGACAUCCGAUCGUUCCUUUAGGCCUUAGACCAGCAUAUAAUAUUCUUUUUUUAGGUCUGCCAGCUCUUCAAAGCUCAGAUAUCUCAAAAUACCAUUUCAGAAUAAGAUCCUUAAAAAACAAGAAUGGUACUUUUUACAGUGCCAAGCAUUAUAAUUAGACAUUAUAUAAACAUGCUGGUAUCAAAUUCUAAAUGACUUUAUGACAAAUAUUAUUACGUGUUCUACUGUGAUGCCAGAAUUGGACAAGUUUAGCAUCCUUCCAUCAAAACAUGCCUACUGCACUUGUCAGCAGGACAAUGAUCAACCAUUACCUCACCCUUGUUAUCUCAAAAGAACCCCAUUUAUCUGUGAAAUAUGCCAUUUAUUCUCCUAAAAUCACCCCAAGUUUGUGGACUAAAUGUCAUCUAGCCAUUGGGAGAGAUGGGCAUUAUCUAUCUGGCCACUUGCCUUCUGAUACUAUUUGGCCAAAAUGACAUAUUUAGACAAGGUGAUUUUUAGCUGCUUUUUAAAAAAAAUAUAUAUUUUAUGUCCCAAAAUAUGUGAUCAUCAUUACUAUAUAGCAGUUUUUAUAAACGCCAUGGUUGUUGAUGUAUUUUUCUCUCUGUAAAUCUGUAUAUGAAAUCAGCAGGUUAAUCAAUCAUGGUUUAUGAGUGAGUGCUGUAUACCUGUGAUUUGAUAUCAACAACUUUUACUCCCAUUACAUUUACAAGCAUUAUUGGAAAGGUAGUUCCAAAACACGCACAAUGCUAAUCUUUGCCAUCACAGAUAUAAAUAAUAUAUAUUAGUGUUUGAAGACUUUAUAUUUUAUAUAGCACCAACAAAUUCUGCAAAACAAUGUAAUGUUACAUAAUAUAUUUAGAGAGGAAAGAGGUGCUGCACAGGCAGACAAUUGGGACACAGCACGAAACAAUAAGGUAUCUAGAAUACUUAUUGAAUUUCUUUCCACGUUUGCAUUAUUUCUAGAAAGCAGCUGUUUGGCAAGAUGCCUGACUGUCUAGUAGAGGAGGUGGGAUGGGCAACAAGUUGCAGGCAGGUGGAUACACGCGAGUAUCUCUUAUUACAGGACCCUGCAGACUAACAGCCUUGUCUCUUUGCUCUCCCAGGGCUGGCUGCCUCCUGUGUUUCGUCUGAGCUGUAUUCCACACAGAGUGACCCAUGUAAAGUGAUCCACUCCAGGGCACAGUGUGAGUGAGGGCAGGAUGCGUGCGUUACGAAAACGUUUUCCCCACAGAUGGGCACACGGAAUGUGUAAGUAAUUGCAUUUCCAAGCCCUAUGGGCUUCAUGCGUAACACAGAAUUGUCCAUUGGAUUUUCCAGGCACAGAAAAUGUUAAUUUUUAGUAAUUUAGGUAAAAUGAACUUUUUAUUAAUGGAAUUUAACGAGCAGAUAGAAUAAAUAAGAUGUUUUCAGUUUCUGAGUGCACUGGAUUGUAAAAUAUAGUUAAACUGUACAAUAAGGGGUUUAUCAACUAAAGCCAUAGUUUAAGCCAUGACUUAUAAUUCUUCCAAACAACUUGCAAAAUGUUGGCCAAAAUGACAAAUUCAGAUGUAUUAUUCACACAAUGUAUUAAUAAAGUGUCAACAAUUUCUGGGACUAACCAUUACCUUUUCAUGGCAGAUGAUGUGAUUGGACUGUCAUGAAAUAACAGGGUUUCCCUAACUCCUUUACUUGAAGUAACACAGAAACCAACUGAAACCUGCUUUUGAAAGGUUACCCACAAACCAACAAAAUGUGUGUGUGUGUGGGGGGGGGGGAGGGGGGGGGUAAGAUGAGUUAUGUGUGGAUAGAAUUUAAAGGGACACUAUAGUCACUAAACCAACUUUAGCUUAAAGGACCACUAUAGUGCCAGGAAAACAUACUCGUUUUCCUGGCACUAUAGUGCCCUGAGGUUGCCCCCACCCUCAGGGUCCCCCUCCCUCCCGGCUCUGGAAGGGGGAAAGGGGUUUAAACUUACCUUUUUCGAGUGCUGGGCGGAGAGCUCUCCUCCUUCUCUCCUCCUCCGUUCCGCCCUGUCGGCUGAAUGCGCACGCGCGGCAAGAGCUGCGCGCGCAUUCAGCCGGUCUCAUAGGAAAGCAUUUACAAUGCUUUCCUAUGGACGCUUGCGUGCUCUCACUGUGAAAAUCACAGUGAGAAGCACGCAAGCGCCUCUAGUGGCUGUCAAUGAGACGGCCACUAGAGGAUUAGGGGGAAGGCUUAACCCAUUCAUAAACAUAGCAGUUUCUCUGAAACUGCUAUGUUUAUAAAAAAAUGGGUUAACCCUAGAAGGACCUGGCACCCAGACCACUUCAUUAAGCUGAAGUGGUCUGGGUGCCUAGAGUGGUCCUUUAAUGAAGCAGUUUUGGUGAAUAUAUCAUAGCAUUCUCACUGCUCAAUUCUCUGCCAUUUAAUAGUUACAUUUUUAUACAGCCCUAGUCACACCUCCUCUAAAGAGACAUCGAGACAUCUAAUGUUUAACUUCCUGAAUACCACAGUCUGUUUAAUUUAGAAUGUUUUAUCUACCGCACUGUUAAUAGCUUGCUAGACCCUGAAGUAGCCUCUUGUGUGUGACUAAAAUUAAAUUUACAGAGCAGGAGAUAAAAACGUGUAAAACAAGUUAACAUCUGAUUGAAAACAAAACCAUUUUCUUUCAUGCAGGCCGUUUCAGUUACAGCUAGGGGGUCAUGAUCUGUACACCAAAACUAACUAGACUAACUAAAAAUUAAGCUACAGUUGUUUUGGUGACUAUAGUGUCCCUUUAGGUAAGAUGUAUGGCAAGUGUCCAAAUAUUCAAAUAGUCAAGUCACGCUACUGUAGAAGUGAAAAAAGAUUGCUAGGUGCAUAAUACAUAUAAUCCAAAGCCAUAUAUAGGGCUGUAUAGUGAUACUUUAUACUGCAUUCCAGAAGUAGAGAAACAAAGUAGUAAGAUUCAAGUUUUUUUUCCUUUUUUUUCAAAACACCCACAGCAACACAGCACAGCUAUCACAAUAAUAAUGUUAUAAAAAAUGCGGAAAGGUGACAAAAUAUUGUCAUGAAAGAACUCCUACUGUUGCUGGAUAUUACCAUGGUUGUAAAGGGCCACAGCUAUUGAUUAUGUCACAUACUUAUAAAAAAAGAUAACUUUUGUAAAAAAUCUAAACUAGAGUUUCAUCAAAAUGCCUACUUUAAAGCAUUUUGUGCAGCAGAUCUCAUGGGUAAUCAAACUGCUUACUGUCAUUAAAGAAUCCUUCCAAUCUUUAUUUUGUUUCUUCAAUUAAUAUUAUAGAUAUAGAUGACUCAAUUGGUUUUACACAAGUGAACAAUUCUAACCAAAAAAAAAAAAAAAAAGGUUUACUGGAAAAAGGUGUUAAUUUGCUUUUGCAUACAGUAUCAGGAAUAUGACACAUCGAGAAGUUCAUGGGAUCUAACUAAAAUAGUGAACUAGUUUACCAUUACUACUCUGAAAAGUGUAAAUAUUGCAAUUGUUAUUUUUAUGUAAAUACAUUUUUUUUCUUAAAGGGACACUAUAGUCACCAGAACAACCACAGCUUAUUGAAUUUGUUCUGGUGAGUAGAAUCAUUACCUUCAGGCUUUUUGCUCUAAACAUGGUCUUUUCAGAGAAAAAGACUUGAGGGGCUAGAUGGUGGUUUUAACCCUAUAGGGUCAGGAAUACAUGUUUGUGUUCCUGACCCUAUAGUGCUCCUUUAACCCUACAUUUAACUUCUCAAAACCUACACAAACCCUUUCCUUAGUUCCAAAUGUAAGCACUCAAAGUACUGAAAAACCUCUUAAGUUACUAAAAAAAAUUUUUAUUUUAUAAAGGUAGAAUCUUUAUGAGAUUCUCUUAUUGACUGUGUUGGUAUUUCACUGAAAUUCGAACCCAGCCAAGAGAUAUCCUGAGACACUAUGUCUGACACUUCUAGGUACUAGGUGCAGCUACCGCCGUCUAGAAGUGUAAAUCCACCCCAGCCCUCACCAGAGAUGGCUGCAGGGAAUUUACUUUAUUUAUGGAGGAUCCUGCAGUCUUGCAGGAUCCUCCAUAGAACUCAAUGCUGUACUCUCACGCAUGCGAGAGUGUUCAGCAGUGAUUUCAGCUCCUAGCGUAGCUGAAGAGGACCCACCGGGAAAAGAUGGUGGUGCCCACAAGAGACAGGUUCAGUUAAGUAGAACUCACCUUUGCCUGCCCCCCCGGCCACUGAACCACCAGUGGCGAUGUCACCAUUGGGGGUCUUUUCAAAUUUUGCAAAGUCCCCAGACGAUGACAGUGCCUCUUUAAGAGGAGGUAAAUUUAGGAUUAAGGUAAACACCCCAUGUGUUACACCCACUGUAACCCUAGACCCUAUAAUCCUAAACACCACUUCUGCCACAACUAAGACCCCUCUCAAGUGUUUAAUCUUCAUAACACCAUAUAUAAUGCAAGUAACCCCUCUCUAACCUUAAACCUCACUUUACCCUAACUACUUAUAAUAUUAUCAUAUACUCACAGAUUCAAACACAAUACAUGGCAAGUAGGAAUAUGCACAUACAUAUAGACAUGCACUUAUCAAAUAUGAAUAUGUAUAUUGUAAUUCUUUUCUGUGCCUCUACGCACCUGAUAUGUAAAUUCAGCCCUUUGACUCAUCAUCACACCACACAAAUUCUACAAUGAAAUUGCUUAGCCCAUUAUUACCCGUAAUGUGCAUGCCACAUCCAUAGCCAGAGGAUGUAGAAGUCUGCAAUCUCUGUGUUAGACCUAGAAAGUUUCCUGCUAAGAAUGCUAUUGUAUUUGCCAUUUUGUUGUGUGCAGCCCAGUGAAGCAAGCCUCUUGCUCAUCCCAAGCACAUCCUUUAACAAAACAGAAAAUCACUAAAGCACACAAAUAUGUGUAUAAAACACGGUAGAACAUGUUAGAACAUUUGUAGCUCUUGUGCAUGAGUGAGUUCUUCCAUGAUGCACUUUCAGUUGACUUCCUGUCUUUCAUACAACCUCCCUACCUCACAUUUGGGGUAAGAAAUGUUGGAAAGAGAGUGCCUCUAAAGAACAGUCACAACUCGAUAUAUCAUUGUAAGGUCAUGCCUAGCCUCUCCACCACUUUCCAUGUUUCCUAUUUUUUAUUUGUAAGGACCCUCUGCUCCAAAAGGAGAAGGCUCUCAUUUGGCUGCCCCCUUCUGAUGCCAUUCAUUGUGCCUUUCUAACAAGCGUCUAUAAAAUCUUUUCACUGUUUAGGAUAACGCUUAAAAAAAACAAACAAACAAUAUAUAUAUUAUUAUUUUCAUAUCUCCCCUCCCUUCUUACCUUUGCCUGAGAGGGAGGACAGUACAAGGCAAUCCCUGGUGGUCCGGUGGGGAAGCUCUGGUGGUCCCAGUGGUGAGAGUGAACUUUAGCAGCCUCAGGAGCUGCUAGAGUUCACUCUGGCAAGAUUUGGAGCAUUGCUAUGGGAACACUCCGAGUUCACGAGAGGAGAACCCAAUGGAGCUGCAGGUUAAAGCUCCCCUGAGACCUCCCUCCCUCCCCUGCCAACUGCAGCAUUACAUUGCUAGCGGGCCAUAGAGGGAGAUCUCUAAUCUCCCUUCCGGUCCUGCAGAUCCGGCAGGGGAGAGGGAGGCACGGUUCCUGGUGCUAUCAUCAUAGCACCGGGAAAAUAUCUCUAUUUUCCCGGCUCCCAUGUGUGCCUGUCGCGGCGCCCCAGCACACGGUUUGGGAGCCGCUGGUGUACCAUAAUUGAAUGCGAAAGGAAAACUGAGAUCAUCUCAAGUGCAAAUCUCAACUUAAUUACAAAUUAGAAUAACACAUGGCCUACGAAAUGCUUGCCCCUCCUUUACAUUGCAUGGUUUGUGAAGACACAAGUAAAAUACUGCCUGUAAAACAUUGAACCAUGUCCCUUCUGGCUGUUAGUUUUGUCCACCUAUGACCUCUAGCUCUCAACCUAGAACAGCUCCAACCAAUCAUACAGCUGGCUAAGAGUACUAUGAGCUGAGUCACAAUUCAACAAAAGCCAGAGAGCUACAGUUUGCCCUCUUUAAACAGCCAUCUUUCCAUUCUUUCAUCCUCAUCAACACCUUGCGAUUGGGCUAAAAACACAAAUGAUGUGAGGGAAUGAAAUGUGUCACUUUCAGCUCUUGUCACAUUUCUCCCUUUCUUUUUUUAUCCAUCUAAUAAUAUUCAUUAACUGUCUGGAUACAACACGUCAUUCAGAAACAUGCUGUGUCCUGCUGUAAUGUAGCCGUCCAGCUUUUCUUCUCCCAUAUGAAAACAUUACCGUAGGCUGUACAAGGGAAAUACAUUUUGAGCAAAGUUCUAAGUCCAAGCAAAGGCUGCAAUGAUCAUACAAGUAUUUUUAACAGUUACUCAUUUCCUCCAGAAUUGCUCCAUUUUGCUUUAAUAAAAGACAUUGUGUAUUUCAGAAAUGAUACCUUGAGAUGUGCCUUCUUUUCAAGUAUGAAUUUUUGUAUUUUAUAAUUCAUUUCAACUAUCUAAUGCAUUUCUAUGCACUGCAAUAGUUGAAAUGAAUUAUCAGACAUGCAAACUCCCACACGUUAUUAUUAUAAAUGGAUUAACUACCUAUGUGCCAGACCAAGAGCUACACAAUCAAAGUUAUUGAUUUUCAAUAAACUGGGAAUUCACCAGGAAAUUAUAACAGUGGUUUCAGUAUUUAUUUAAACCAUGACAAAAUAAACAUUGCAAAGCAUAGGCAGUUUUUAAACUCCUAUUAUUAUUCUACUUAAUUUACAAAGCAGUUACACAUUUCUCUGCGCUAUACAUGGGUACAAUCGGUACAAGUAAAAAGACAAAGGUACAAUAAAUCAGCCAAUACAAAGUUCGACAAACACUAGAAUAGCUGAAGCCCUUAUUUUCUUUAGUUAAUUACAAUCUAGUUGGAUGGGAGGGGUGAGAAAUAGUAGAUGGGGACUGCAAAGGUGAGAAUGAUGUUAAUACAGAGUGAGUUGAGGGCAUAUAUUGGUUCAGUAUAAAGUGCAAAUUAAAGAGUUGAGAAUUGAGUUUAAAGGCUUCCCUAAACAUGAAUGUCUUUAACCCCUUAAGGACCCAACUUCUGGAAUAAAAGGGAAUCAUGACAUGUCACACAUGUCAUGUGUCCUUAAGGGGUUAAAGUGUGCUUAAAUGAAAGCAAACUAGGGAAUAUUCUACCACCAAAGGGUUGGUGUGCAUGAGAGAAGCCCUGCAGCCUACCAUGGUGAUAAUAGAAAAUGCAGGGAUCUGGUCAUUGUUGCAUCUUAGCGGCAUGCUGGAGUAUAUUUGUUGAUUAGUGGGGAGUGGAUUUGGUAAACAUGUCAGAGUGAGAAUUUUUAAUUUAAUUCUGCUGUGAAUGGGAAGCUGGUGAAUGGACUUGCAUAGAGGUGCAGCAGAUGCUGAAUGAUGGGGGAGAGAGAGAAGGCAAGUUAAUAUGUUAUUGCAGAAGUGUGAUGGAAAGUAUAAUAUAGGAAUGAGGGGGAAAAGAAGCCGUGCAGGACUCCACAUAACAACCAGAAGGAAAAUACAGUAAUGGCAGAAACCAGACGCAGGACCAGGUGGUUUACCAUGGAUGUGAAGUACAGGGUAGGGAGCUCAAUGAAGCAAGAUUGAUGAUCUCAUCCAUACAGUAGCAAUGGAAGGCUAGAGCACAUUUGUGACAAAAUGCUAUGCUGCAUCAAUCAAAUACUUUAUUGCAGCUAAACAAUUAGCAUUUGUUCUAUAACGGACUUUGAUUCACUUAUAGUAAAAGAAGAGUCUCUAGCCAUUCCUACAUAACAGCACUGUUUUAUAUCCCAAGCUUGAAAAGAGAGGGUCACUGCACCCAGAUUACUUCAUUCAGAUGUAGUGGUCUAAGUUGCCUUUAGUACCCCCUUUAAACAAACUGACAGCAACAUUAAGAUUGGUAAUUAUUUAAUCAGAUUAUUAUUUAUUAUCAGGAAUUUUUAAAUAACAAUAAGAUGAUAACUGGACAAGUAUUCAUAUUAUAAUAACUACUUUUAAAGUAUUAGAUAUAGAAAAGAUUCAUUAAAUGUGUAACUGAAUCAAAUAAAGAUCAAAAUGUGAUGUUAUGGUAAAAGUAACAUAAUUAAAUAAUCUGCUGCCAAAGGUAAUACUUCAGUUGCAGAUUCACAGAAUUCCCAACAGAUAAAGAAAAGUAGAUGAUGGAUGAUUUUCAAGCUACUUUGUUUUAUGCAGUUGUCAGACAUAUAGCCUCAUUUCCACUGAGCGGAUCGGUUCGGUUUGGUAUGGUUCGCUAUUUUGGGUGUUUCCAUUAUGAAAGUGGUCCAUAUAAGCGAACCGUACCGAUCCAUUCAGUGUCCUGCUUCAGAUGCAGGGCCAUAGGAAAUGGAAUGGUUCGGUUAGGGCGGAGCUACUAUACAAUCCAUUGAUUGGUGGACAGGAAGAGCAUUUUUUAUAAACCCCGCAUGGCCCCUGAAGGUCUGACUUGCAGUGGAAAUGCUCACCAGAAUGGGCUGGACCAUUCUAAACCUUCCAAACUGUACCGACCUGAACCGAUCCGCUCAGUGGAAACAAGGCAUCAGUGUACGUUUAUAUACAUUUGUAUUUUAAUGUCCACAGUAAGUUAAAUCAAUGUCAGGCAAAUUGGCAUUAUAUUAUAUUACAUAGACAGACCAGUGCAUAGUUCCUACUUGUUAUACUUUAAGUUGGUCAGUACCAAGGUUGUAUCUGGUUUCUAAAGUCUUCAGUUCCAACUUGUCUUACUGCUGAUCUCUGCUUGGUACAUUGGCGAGAAAUAAGUCAAUACAAAAGAUGUCUCAAAGCAAUUUGUUGCCUUGCACAAUAGGUUAAAUAGUGGACUGGACUCUCCAUGUUGACACUACUGCUAUUUGGCUAAAACCAAACUGUACCCAAACACUCCUUGAUGGGUAUCUAUCUGUAAUCAACUCGGGAGACUGGAUUAGGUUGUCUGAAAAUUUCGGGUUCAUACAUUCCCAUCCUGUGCUAUGAAGCAUGGUACAUACUCACAUAAGCCCAAAAAUUAUUUAAAUAAGAUGUCUGUGAUUUUUUUGGUCUUCUUCAAUUUCCUUUUUACCUUUCAGCAUCACUAGCAUCUGUGCAGAGCAGCUUAUUCAAAAUCAGUAAAAAAUAUGCUAAAGACUUUUUAACCCGGAAAGAAUCCUUUCACAAAGGGAAAAUAAUGAGUCUAUUCACAAGUCUUCUUUAAAAUGUAUAUUUUCUCACAAAAUCCCAAACCUGAGCACAAAACAACUAAAAUCAGGAAUUACCAGCACUAUGACACUAAAAACUAGCUAUUAAUUGUUUUAUUUUUUGUAAUUUUCUUUUUUUAUGUGUAUCAAAUGCAAUGAAGUUUAGGCACAGGCUGGCUUUAGAUGUGGUGACCACUGAUGACUCCAUGCCUCUAACAUUAUUGAGAACACUUUGAUAGAUCUUUCUCAUUGUCUUCCACAGUAACUAAAAUCCCACUUGACUCUGUGAAAAAUCUAAUGAAGGCGUUUUGCAGAAGUUAUUUUAAUACACAUGAUAAGCCAAUUGAGACAAUAAUCACUGAGAUACAGUUGCAAGAAAAAGUAUGUGAACCCUUUGGAAUGAUAUGGAUUUCUGCACAAAUUGGUCAUAAAAUGUGAUCUGAUCAUCAGUCACAACAAUAGACAAUCACAGUCUGCUUAAACUAAUAACACACAAAGAAUAAAAUGUUGCCAUGUUUUUAUUGAACACACCAUGUAAACAUUCACAGUGCAGGUGGAAAAAGUAUGUGAACCCUUUAAUUUAACAACUGGUUGAACCUCCUUUGGCAGCAAUAACUUCAACCAAACGUUUCUUGUAGUUGCAGAUCAGACGUGCACAACGGUCAGGAGUAAUUCUUGACCAUUCCUUUUCACAGAACUGUUUCAGUUCAGCAAUAUUCUUGGGGUGUCUGGUGUGAAUCGCUUUCUUGAGGUCAUGCCACAGCAUCUCAAUCGGGUUGAGGUCAGGACUCUGACUGGGCCACUUCAGAAGGCGUAUUUUCUUCUGUUUAAGCCAUUCUGUUGUUGAUUUACUUCUAUGCUUUGGGCCUUUGUCCUGUUGCAACACCCAUCUUCUGUUGAGCUUCAGCUGGUAGACAGAUGGCCUUAAGUUCUCCUGCAAAAUGUCUUGAUAAACUUGGGAAUUCAUUUUUCCUUUGAUAAUAGCAAUCCGCCCAGGCCCUGACACAGCAAAGCAGCCCCAAACCAUUAUGCCCCCACCACCAUACUUCACAGUUGGGAUGAGGUUUUGAUGUUGGUGUGUUGUGCCUUUUUUGCCACAAAUAGUGUUGUGUGUUUCUUCCAAACAACUCAACUUUGGUUUCAUCUGUCCACAGAAUAUUUUUCCAGUACUGCUGUGGAACAUCCAGGUGCUCUUGUGCAAACUGUAAACGUGCAGCAAUGUUUUGUUUGGACAGCAGUGGCUUCCUGUGUGGUAUCCUCCCAUGAAAUCAAUUCUUAUUUAGUGUUUUACGUAUUGUAGAUUCGCUAACAGGGAUGUUAGCAUUUGCCAGUGACUUUUGUAAGUCUUUAGCUGACACUCUAGGACUCUUCUUCACCUCAUUGAGCAGUCUGCGCUGUGCUCCUGCAGUCAUCUUUACAGGACGGCCACUCCUAGGGAGAGUAGCAGCAGUGCUGAACUUUCUCCAUUUAUAGACAAUUUGUCUUACCGUGGACUGAUGAACAGCAAGGCUUUUGGAGAUACUUUUAUAACCCUUUCCAGCUUUAUGCAAGUCAACAAUUCUUAAUCGUAGGUCUUCUGAGAGCUCUUUUGUGCGAGGCAUCAUUCACAUCAGGCAAUGCUUCUUGUGAAAAGCAAACCCAGAACUGGUGUGUGUUUUUUAUAGGGCAGGGCAGCUGUAACCAACACCUCCAAUCUCAUCUCAUUGAUUGGACUCCAGUUGGCUGACAUCUCACUCCAAUUAGCUCUUGGAGAUGUCAUUAGUCUAGGGGUUCACAUACUUUUUCCACCUGCACUGUGAAUGUUUACAUGGUGUGUUCAAUAAAAACAUGGCAACAUUUCAUUCUUUGUGUGUUAUUAGUUUAAGCAAACUGUGAUUGUCUAUUGUUGUGACUUAGAUGAUGAUCAGAUCACAUUUUAUGACCAUUUUGUGCAGAAAUCCAUAUCAUUCCAAAGGGUUCACAUACUUUUUCUUGCAACUGUAAUUGUUUAGUUUCACAAUCUAUCUUGGGAAGUGUAGAUCAUUUUUGGCGAGACACUUGCGCCACUGACCUAAUAUAGGACCAUCAGUGCCAUGUAAGUUUUUUUUCCCCCCCCACAUCCUGAGGUUUCACAGCUAGAAGUCAGCUAUGUGUAGAUUUUACAAUGUAAAUAGUUUUAAUUUAAUUUUUUUUGACCCUCACAUUACCAUGCAACGUGCAAGAAUGCCCAUGCAUGCAUGGCAUGUAUUCAGACAGCAUUUCUCUAUAGAUGCCUAAGCAUGCUUGGAGUAUCAUUGGGCGAUGAAGUAAGUGUUCCUGAUUACCUGUGAUGUCCUAUAUACUUACAGUAUAUACAGUAAAUGAUUCAAUUGUUUCUGUUAUGGUGAGAGAUUAAAUAACAGCUUUGUUCUAACUAAUCAGGGAGGUAUUAUGUUAAAAAACAUGAACUUACUGGCAUGGUUGUGACUUUGUGGCAUUUUACUGGUUAACAAAACAAGCAUUCCUUCAAGAAUAGUCUCCCUUAAGUCAGAUCCAUUUAUCAGAAGCCCGGAGAGGAAAUGGAGCAUUAAAGAGAAACAGCUAAUCAUUUAUCUAAUGAAAGAUUCAUAUAGCUCAGGCUUAUUCACUUUGAAGCAGAACACUAAAAUGCAGACAGCCUCCUCCUCUACAUCCAACAUAAAAAAGGGUGUCACUGACAUUGUCAGGGAAUGCAAGAUUUGGCACAUGCAGCAGUCAAAAAACAAAUAUUUGUAUUCCCAGUGGAAUUACCAGGGACACAAGGUGGGUGCCCACUGGUUUUGCCCUAUAUAGGACCAUCAUUCCAUCAGCGUUGUUCAUUAAACACUGAAAUAGCUCAAUAGCAAUAUUUUGGCUAAAAUAGCCAUACUAUAUGAGUAGAAUUGGAAAAUUCUCCCAGGACAGCUAUUUGUGCCAUUUUGCCAUUCAGAUUUAAUUCAGUAAAAUUCACAGUUUAGUGACUGAUCCUGUCUGACAUGGUUUGAUAAUCUGUAACCAGAAUGUCAUGGAUUCGGAGUGAGAAAUACGCAUUAAAUUGCCAGUCAGAGAUGGCGUUUACACUUUGUUCAUCUUUUAUUGGUUGCACAGUGUUCUAAUACGGAACACUAGACUAUUUAGAUUAUAAUUGCCUCCAGACAAGGCACCAGUGCUCCAGCACAAAAAUGAAAAGGUUAUCUAAUUACAGUUUAGGUAUUGUUACAGUUGGAUAGUUACAGAAAAGUGCACCAUUUUGUCAGAUCUCACAUAUGACUUUCUCUGUGCUGUAUGAAAAGUCAAAAUUAGAAAAUUGUGUCCCCUUUGUAUAAAGGUCUAUUACGCAGCUUCAUACAGACCACACAGGAACACAUAAAAAUAAGAUAAAAUAAUUUUGAUUUACAAGCCCAGCUGGAGCAAUUAUAUAUAUAUAUAUACAACCCCAAGCUUUUCAAUUUUUUCCUUUAUAGAUUUGAUUUCUAUAUUCCAGGAUCACACUCAUUAAUGUAUUACAAGUUUAUACGCCCAGCAAAUUGUGUAUUAUAUUAUCCUAACAAUCUGUCCAUGGACCAAAACUAAAAUUAAAGGGACACGGUACUCACCAAAAGAACUUUAGCUUAAUGAAGCAGUUUUUGUGUAUACGUCAUGCCUCUGAAGUUUCACUGCUCAAUUCUCUGCCAUGUAGGAGUUAAAUCACUUUUGUUACUGUAGCCCUAGCUACACUUCCCCUGACUGUGAUUGACAGAGCCUGCAUGAAAACAAAAUGGUUCCAUUUUCAAUCAGAUGUAAUUUACUUAAAAGUUUUUAUCUCCCACUCUGCAAAUUGAACUUUAAUCACACACAGGCGGCUCCUGGAGGAUCUAGCCAGCUAUUAACAGACCAGGAGAUAUGAAAUUAUAAAUUAAAUAGAAUGUACAAUAAAGGAAGUGCAAACAUUAGAUGACUCUUUACAGGAAGUGUUUAGGCAAGCUGUGUAAGUCACAUCUAGUGCUGUAUAAACAAAGUGAUUUAACUUCUAAAUGGUAGAGAAUUGAGCAGAGAGACUGCAGGGGCAUGAUCUAUACACCAAAACUGAUUUAUGAAGCUAAAAUUUUUUGGUGACUAUAGUGUCCCUUUAAUAUUAUUUUGGUUUGCAUUGAUCAUCUUGGGUCAUAAACAAGAGACAUUAAAAGUGUUGAAAAGGGAAACUGAAAUGACAAAAGAGUUUAUUAAAUAGUGAUCUGCAAUUAAAUAAUGUUAAUUGAUGGUAGAUUUGCAAAAUCUGGCAGAAUAGCAGAUUUUGAAUCAUUUUUGGUGAAGAGCGCUUUGCAGGUGUCACAUUGCCAAAAUGUUUUCAAACAAUACAUAAAAAAUUUGAACUUUUUUAUAUGUGAUGGGAAUGAAUGCUUCUUUUAAACGAUAACAGCGACAUAUAUAUUUUUUAACAUUAAAGUAAAAGAAACAAUAUUAUAAAAAGUUUUAAUCCUGUGUUUUGACCCAUUAACUGUCGGAGAUGGGCACUGCUCAACUCCGUAGCAGUGAAAUAAAUACACAAAGCAACAUGUGCUCUUCAUUUUUGUGCCAUUAUAAUCGUCUUCAUGUGCCUGUCAAACUAGUUUGCCCUUCAGUUUGCUCACUGAUCCAUUUACUUUCUUAAAUCUAGAUCAGUAGAAAGGGAGAGGUGGGGUCUGACUCCCUUGGAGUGGGUGGUAGCAGCGCCAGAGAUGAUCCCUCCUGUUUCAGCUCCAGUUAUUGCAGUGUGAAUUAUUUAAAAAGAAGGCAUAGGGGAUUGGGUGCCGUUCUCAUUUCAUAUGCACAGAUCAGCUUUCAGCUGCCUACCAGCGCUGAAAUUAUAAACGUCUGACUCCCACUGAACUGUCACUGGCGUCUCCCUAUCUCAAUCAUGCCAUCUGCUGCCAGACACCCUGCAUUCCUCUGCAGAUAAUGAAGGAAAUUGUCUCAAUGCCCAAAGAGGGCAGUUGCUCUUGGCACAGCUUACCCUUAUUAUUCUGCCAUACAUUAUCACUAAUUGUGCCCUCUCUGCAAAAGCUGCAUCACACAAGGAGACAGAUAAUAAAAGACUAUUAAUGCAGCUGUGUAACUGAUUGCUACAGUUUGUUUGCACAACUAGUAUUUGAAUUACAUUCAACUUUUGCUUCAGCUCACCCACAACAAACACUGCCCAAAUGUUCUGAAAAUCAAGGUGUAGGGGUUAAUCCUGAACAUUUCAUACAGCUGUAUAAUGUACUGAUAAUCAUUACAUAAUUAGAACAUUUUUAGAGCAAGCCAAGACCAAUAUAGUUUACUUACACAGGUAAAUGCUUAAACACAUUCCCUGCAUUUUAUACGCACAAUACUUUUGAGUUUAUUUGCUAAACACCAAAUUUUAGUGAAGUUGAACAGGGUUAUUUACUAAAGUGUGAAUUGCCAGGAAUUCAAAUUUUAGGCCAGAAUAGCCAAGUCAGAAAAAAUGUCCUAAUCAGCAAUGUUUUCUGUUCAGCUAUUUUGGUCUGAAAUUAGAAAUGUACUUUUAAUUCAUUUUGAAUUCCCAACAACCAGGGCCAGAUUGGCCCACAAGAAUACCGGGAAGUUUCCUGGUGGGCUGUCGGCACCUGGGGCCGGGCAGACACCUGGGUGUGAUGGCGGUCGCUGGGGGAGUGUAAUGGCGGCAGCAGUGGGAGCAGUGCUGUCUCUGCUCCCCAGCGCACAGCUUAAUGCGACCGUGGCCGGAAUAUGAUGGCACAUCUGCCCUGCACGACCCCCUGGCAGGCCGCCCACAGGUAAUAUGUGUCAUUGUGUCAAUGUGAGUGUGUGUGUGUGUGUCUGUCUGUGUCAUGUUGUGUGUGUCUGUGUCAUGGUCUGUCUGUGUCAUGGUGUGUGUUUCUGUCAAGGAGUGUGUGUGUGUCUGUCAUGGUGUGUGUCUGUGUGUGUUUAAAAAUAGUGUUUUUACUCACUUUUUUUUCCACGCCAUGCUGGUCUCCCCUCGACUGGCCCUGCCUCUAUGACUGAGAUCAUCAAGCUUGCUCUGCCAUCGGAUUGGCUGCACUAUACUACACCAAUCAGCAUCUCCUCAUAGAGAUGCAUUGAAUCAAUGUAUCUCUAUGGGGAACGUUCAGCGCCUCCAGAGCGUGAAGGCCCUGAAUGUAGGGGCUGCACACUGUGCAGCACAGACACAGGAAGCACCUCUAGUGACCGUCUGAGUGACUGUCACUAGAGGUGUCACUAGGAAGCAAUGUAAACACUGCCAUUUCUCUGAAAAGUCAGUGUUUACAUUGAAAAGCCUGUAGGGACAGGCUAUAUACACCAGAACCACUACAUUAAGGUGUGUGUGUGUGCCUGCUAGUGAGUGAGCUUGCUUGCAUGUGUGUGUGUGUGCCUGUUAGUGAGCGAGCUUGCGUUUUUAUGCCAAUGAGUUUAUGUAUAUCAGUGAGAUUGUUUGUCUAUGAGGCUGUGUAUCAAAGAGCUUGUGUGUGUCAGGGAGAUUGGCCGUGUCUGCAUGUGAGUAUGCUUGCUGUAUAAUUAAACAUUUUACUCUGAAAGGACCAAUAUUUUAUAUUAGAAAAAGCAAUAUAUAUUUAUAUAUAUAUACAUAUAUAUAUAUUUAGAUAUUACUCAAUCAUCUGGGGUGGCAAGACAUAGCCUUACAUAUUACAUGCGACAAUAUAUGGUGCAAUGACUUAUGGGGCUGGCAUAGAUUUUUUUUCCAGGGCUGCUUUGUAUCCCCAGUCCGACCCUGCAACAACUCGGCCUUAUAUGAAUAACCCAGACAGCUAUAGUCACAGCUUGGCUAUUUUGCUUGAAUUCUAAAAAGAAAAUUCCAGGUCACUACAAUUGAUGUUUAAUCAAUAAACCCAUUUUGAGUUUUAUUGAUAUGUAGCCGGAGGAAACACUUCAACAACUACACACCAAACGUGGUUCAUAUCUAUUUUCUGAUUUGCAGGUAUUUGUUCAGCCAUAUAACAAUUUGAUUUAAUUUCUAACCUGAGUAUGUGGAGAAUUGAAAAGUUAGUUGCAAAUUGUGGGUCAUAAUAGCCAAAUUCUGAGAAAUCCCCUGUUCCAAUUGUUUCCCAUUUAGUUAAUAACUGAGUUAUUCUAUGUUAACACCUAGAAAAAAUUUAAUUGUAUAGAAAGAGAGAGACAGAUGAAUUUGGUUUUCAUAUGUAAUUGCAUUUGACUAUAUUAUUCCCCCACACUAGGCUUAUGCGUUAGAGGCACGAUCACUCUCUAAUAUAAUAUUCAGGUUUGAUCCUUGAACAAUAAGAUACGUUUCUCUCUUCCAUAACUAUUUCAUUAUUAAUCAGCCUACUGUGUGAGCAGGUUAAAAGAACACAAAUCACUCUGUAUAUUUAAUGCUCCAAGUUAAGUCUGAUAAAUACAAACCAAUCAGGUUAAUUGUAUGUUUUUAAACAGUACAUCUAUAGGUUAAAUAGAACGGAGCGCGUUAGAACACAUGGCAAAGAAUACGAGGACUUGUGCAUGCCAGAUGUCUCUAAACCAUAGCCAUAAACAGUGUCACUUGAGUUCAGAGAUGAUCCCAGCUGCAAUAAAAACAUUUUGGAAGCACAAACACCUGCUCUGUCAGGUACACUCAGUGUCAGGGAUGUGGUCAAUUAGAGCGUUUAUAAUAAACACUGCAUAAGUCAGUGGUUUUCAAAGACUGGGUCAUUACAAUAUUUGUCAUCUUACUGCAUCCCCAUUGAUUGGAACAGGCACUGCCUUCCUCAAUGCAAUGUAGACCAUUCUGACACCGAGACAAGUCUAAUCAACAUCUUUAACUGAAUUUAUUUCAGUACAUAUUACAUUAAAAAUAAGAAUGGGCCACACAGAUAAUUUUACAAAUACAAAUGUGACACCAGGCUGAUGCUUUGUACAUCAUUUGGGUCUCUGUUAAAAUAUCUUACGAACCACUGACAUAUAUAUUUAUAAAUCUUUGACAAUGAAGCAAAUUAGGAAACCCACCCCAAAAAAAUAAGAUUAAAAAAAUAAAUAAAAAUGAAAUAUAGUGUUUACUGACUUUGUGGCCAACCUUUACAAGCAGCAACCACAAACAAUGAAUUUCUUUAACAGGUAUGUCAAUAAAUGGACACUUGCUGUUAAAGGAUUAAUAUUUUGUGUGUAAUUUGCUCAGGCUGUUUAGUUUUGAAAAAAUAUAUUACAGACUUCAGUGUAUGUUUCCCAGGAAAGGAGGAGUUCACAUAGAAAUGAAUAUGUACGUUCUGAAGAAAUAUUAAUUCUAAUGUAAUUGGAAUGGGGAUAGAGUUUUAACAAGCAAAUCUGUUCUAAAUCACCUUCUAUUGAUUGUGGUCUUUGGGGUUCCACAUCUCAUCUAGCACCGGACAAAAUGUUUUGUGGGCUCCAUUUUAUAAUUUACACUAGAUUUUUAUGUUAGACUUAGUCUCUUUAUGUAUUGACAAUAACAGAGGCAAGAUAAGGUGUGUGUGUAUUGAAAUUAUUCAAAAGGCACAGCAAUGUUUUACAUUGUCCAAAAAUAAAAAGGCACAGCAUCUAUGUACCAAAAUCAAUUUGGUGCUUAGAAUGUCCCUUUAAAUAAUGAAACAGUGCUUGUUACCAGUUAGUUUCAUUACACAAGUUAAAUGGUUGAAUGUGCUGAUUUUCCCUGCUGAUUCAUUCUUAACUAUACAGUAUUCAGUGUGUUGAUCCCUCAAGGUUUAUACGUUUGCAGACAGUCUAUACAUACAACUCCACCAACCAUGCUAUCAGCGCUCUCUGAAAACAAGCCUCAGGCAAACACACUUCAAGGGCAUUGUUUAAGUAGUAGCCUUAACUGAACCAAAUCUAGCGUAGGUUGAGCUCCGUUAAAGCUGUGCCCAAGGCUGUUAUAUGUCUGGAGGUCACUGUCAGAUGAGAACAGGUAGCUAAAUAGACCUUUUUUCAUCAUUUGGCUAUUAUUAACCAUUUGUGAUAUAUAUACAUACACACACACACACACACACACAGUGCUCAAUAAAUAAAUAAGUCGCCAAUUUUGUCCCGGUGCCUGGGAUUUAUCAGCCCAUUCAGCGGAGCAGGCUGCUGAGGGUGAAACCUGGCAGCCUGGUAUGGGAGCAUGAAGGCGGCGAGGGAGCUGUUAUCUUUCUACUCUUCUUGCUCUGCCUCGCGCUCCCUCCAGUGAUGAUGGGAUUUGAAGUCACUCCGGCCCAGGCAUCACUAAACAGCCCCCUAGGGAGCAGAGCAAGAAGCGCUCCCCCCCAUGGAAAGGAUCCACUCCAACUCUCCCAGGUAAGGAGGCUGGGUGGACUUAAAUAGAAAUAAAAAUUAUUAAUAGUUUGUGAGUGUGUGAGAAAAUGUGUAUGUAUGUAUGUGUCUGUCGAUGGGUGUGUGUCUGUCAGUCGAUGGGUGUGAGUCUGUCAGUAUGCGUGUGUCUGUCAGUUAGUGAGUGUGUCCUCACCUUUUCUCCCACGCCGUGCUGAUCUCACGUGUCUGGCCCUGCCUCCAUGACUGAGAUAAUCAAUCUUGAUGAUCUCAGACAAUACAAUGUUUUCCCACACACUGCACACAAUGUCCGUCUGAGUGACUGUCACAAGAGGUGUUACUAGUCAGUAAUGUAAACACUGUCUUUUCUCUGAUGUUUUCUCUGGAAUUCCCAGUUCCUGGGACCAACUUCCUACGAGCAUCCAUUACAGUCUUAGAAAGUGUUUAAAGAGAAACAAUCACUUCCUAACUUUAAAAACAGCUAGCCAACUAAAAUUGAAUCAAUGCAUUUCUAUGAGGAAAGUUCAGUGUGUCCAUGCAGCAUUGAGAUAGGAAGAACCUCUAGUGGCCGUCACAGUCAGUGGCGUACAUACCAGGGUCGUAGGGGUCGCGGCUACAUCCGGGCCCGGCCCACCAGGGGGCCCGGCCGCCCCUGCGACCCCGGUAUGUACCCACAGGGCCAGCCUCUUCUCCUGGGGGGCCCAGGCGGCAGCCACCUCAGGGCCCCGCCCCCGAGGCUGGCCCUGCUGACCCCGGCGGGCGGUCUGGGUGGGUGGCCGGCACUGAUACCGGAGCCGGAAGAUGACGUCAUCUUCCGGCGCCGGCAUCCCUAUGCGGCGCGCGAAGGAGCUGAAGAGGAAGCACACAGGGGAGAGUGCUCCCUCGCGCGCCGGCCACCCAUCCAGACCGCCCGCCGAGGUCAGCAGCACCAAUGGACCCCAGGGAAUCCCCCCAGCUCUCCAAAAGGUAAGGAGGCUGGGGGGAUAACAUUUUUAAAAAAAUGUGUGUGUGUCUGUUAGUGUGUGUUUGUGUGUCUGUUAGUGUGUGUAUGUUAGUGUUUUUGUGUUAAUGUGUGUGUGUGUUAGUGUGUGUGUGUUAGUGUUUGUGUGUUUGUGUUAGUGUGUGUGUCAGUGAGUGUGUCUGUUAUUGGGUGUGUGUCUGCUAGUGAGUGUGUUACUGUGUGUGUCUGUUACUGAGUGUGUUUGAUGUCUGUUAGUGAGUGUGUGUUUGUCAGUGAAAGUGUAUGUUUUGUAAGUGAGUGUGUAUGUAUGUCUGUCGCUGAGUGUGUCUCUGUCAGUAAAUGUGUGUGUCUGUUAGCUAGUGUGUAUGCGUCUGUUCGUGAGAGUGUGUGUGUGUCUUCAGCAUUUACCUUUCUCCAGCGUCGGACUCCCUUGGCGCUGGGGAUCCCUCCGCCUCUCAGCUCCGAAUGCACAUGCGCGGCAAGAGGCGCACGCGCAUUUAAACCGCCCAUAGGAAAGCAUUACUCAAUGCUUUCCUAUGGACGUUCAGUGUCUUCUCACUGUGAUUUUCACAGUGAGAAUCGCGGAAGCUCCUCUAGCAGCUGUCAAUGAGACAGCCACCAGAGGCUGGAUUAACCCUCAGUGAAACAUAGCCUGGCACCUGGCACCCAGACCACUUAAUUGAGCUGAUGUGAUCUGGGUGUCUGUAGUGGUCCUUUAAGUGUGUGUGCUUACGGCGGUCGCGGGGUGGCAGCCCUGCAACCUAUGCGACCAGGUGCCCGCCGCAAUGUGUUGCGGCCCCGACCCGCGCCGAGUAAGGGGGGGGGGGAGGGACGGAUCAAUUUUCGCACCGGGGCCCCAUAGGUCAUGUGUACGCCACUGGUCACAGUGACUAGCUAUCAAUGUAAACAUGGCCUUUUCUCUGACAAAACUGUGUCUACAGUGCAAACACUGCUUCAACAUGCUAUAGAAACCAGAACCACUACAUUAAGCUGUGGUUCUGGUGACUAUAGUGUCCCUUUAAGUUACAUAUUUUGCCAGCCAAAUAUGUAAGAACUCUAGCAGUACUGUACACAUGGCACAUGCACAUGUGCUGCAUGAUUCGGAGCGUCCAUGUGUCAGUCUCAGCCAGGGUGGGUGUGGUUAGAGCUGUAUAAAUAAAGUGAUUUAACUCUUGAAUGAGAAUUGAGCAGUGAGACUGCAGGGGCAUGACCUAUGCACCAAAACCGCUUCAUUAAGCUAAAGUUGUUUUGGUCCUUUUAAGAACAAACACAAAAUAAUUUCUUUACAGCGGCUAACCCUUACUUCUUUAGUUUACUUGUGCAUUCGCGGCAGUUGGCAUGAACUUUAUACAUCCACAACAUUGGCAAACCUCUUUGUAUUAUAAAGUGCCUGAAAUGUUCCUACUCCUUAAGAGGUUAAUCUUGAUUAAUUGUGGUUAUAGCUCCAGAGGCACGGUCUCAAACUGAAUCAAUCCCUCUUUCCUUCUGAGGCCAAUUAAAUUAGUUAGACAUUUAACUCUGGGACACAUUUGAAAACUAACAAAAGAUAAAUGUUCCAUUCUUAGUUAAACACUUCAACAUUAUUAUUAUCUGAUCUCUCAAUCAGCCUGUAAAAAACUAUUUCAAAGACUGGGAUGCAAUGUCACAAAUUCAAAUAGUAAGACUAUAGCCUUGAUUUUUACAAACAUUUUAUAUCAGACCAGUAAACCCAAGGAUAUGAAAGGUUGUGGAUGAGGUUUGGCUCUCCAUGUCUUUUUCACACAGCUCACAUCGGCAAUAUGUUUUGAAUUCCUGAUAGGGAAACUACUAAUUCAGUAUAGUAGACGGCCAUUCCCCUAACUUUUCUUUACAGCCAUAAGUCAUCCAGCUGAGAUGUACGGCUCUUUACUUGCUGUUUCACAGUGUUUGGAUACAUUAAUCACAAUGAUGGAUAAUACUGAAAUAUUUUUUUGCUGCUGUGGUAAUUUUCUAUUUUGUUUUUGCUAUUAGCACCAUGACAGUUGCAGUGACACAGUGAUCUUUUCUGAUCAUUCACUUUUUAUAAGAUUUAAAGCCUUCAAGAUCUGGGAAACAUUUAAUCUAUUCACUAACUAGCUACAUGUGGUGACUUAUAAUAAUAAACAAUAUUAUCAUUUAGAUUUUCCUAGCUUACAUGAACUAGGGUACAUAUGUUAUUAUUACCCAACUCAAUGGUACUCAUUUAUCAACACAGCAAGGUUGGAUGGUCGAGAUGAUUCCAUUGGAAUUUGAACUUGCUUUCAUGAGUUUCAAUCACUGUAGGUAAUGUAGAUAAUACAACUAGUGUCUUUUCUGGGUUUUUUUUUUAUCAUUAUAAACAAUCCAAUUAAACAAAUUUUCUUGUAAGUCCGCUAUGCCUAAAUUUUUAUGUAUUGCAUACAAUGUAUAAACUCUGGUUUUUGGUAUGUUAAACAAUUACAUGUUCUAACUUUUCAUGCAGUCAAAAUUUAGAAUGGUUAGAAUUCUAGGUGAUGAGAAAUGAACGACCAACAUUUAAUAUCCAAUGCUAUAUACUUAAAGGGAUACUAUAGUCAACAAAACAACUUUAGCUUAAUGAAGCAGUUUUAGUGUAUAGAUCAUGCCUCUGCAGUCUUGCUGCUCAUUUAUCUGCUAAAUCACUUGUUUAUGUAACCCUGGUCACACCUCCCUGCAUGUGACUUGCAAAGCCUUCCUAAACACUUCCUGUAAAUAGUCAUUUAAUGUUUAUACUUCCUUUAUUGCAAAUUCUGUUUAAUUAAACAUUUCUUAUCGCCUGCUCUGCUAAUAGCUUGCUAGACCCUGCAGGAGCCUCCUGUAUGCACUUCAAGUUCAAUUAACAGAGCAGGAGAUACAAACUUUUAAAGUAAGUUACAUCAUUUUGAAGAUAAAACCAUUUUGUUUUCAUGCAGGCUGCGUCAGUCACUGCCAGGGAAGGUGUGGCUAUUGCGGCAUAAACAGAAACAAAAGUGAUUUAACUCUUAACUCCUAAAUGAUAGAUAAUUGAGCAGUGAGACUGCAGGGGCAUGAUAUAUACACCAAAACUGCUUUAUUAAGCUAAAAUUGUUUUGGUGAAUAUAGAGUCCCUUUAAUACACUUAAAAUAUUGAACUCAAUUGGCAUAGAGAGGAACAAAACAGAAAUAGUUGAGCUGAAAAUAUAGCUGGCCUUUCCAGUUCAGCUAUUGUGGCCUAAAAUCCAAAACUAACUUUGAAUUUUUUUAACAAUUCAUAUUAGUGAAAUGUGUAUGUCGUGAAAUCUAAUCUUUGCUUGAAAUCUGUAUACGAGUACAUUUGGAAAUUGAAUCUGGUGUGCCAUUUAUAUGACGUUGUUUAUCAGUGUGGCUAUAUGAUAAACUGAAGUCAAAAUGGUAAAAUUCUAUAUAAAAUAGUGACAUUUCCAAAUAGUUUAGUUCCCAAAUUUGCAGUUUCAGUUGGUUUACCGUGUGGUCUGUUGAAAAAAAAAAAAUCUGCUACAACAAAUGUAGAAAUUCAAAGAGAUACAUCAAUUACAAUUCCUUUGUCCACAAUUUGCAAUAAACAAUAUACUAGCCACGUCUCAGUUGGGGAUGGCAGACACACAAUCAACUCAGAAUAACUCAGAAUAAUGACUAAGCAUCCACAGUUAGUUUUUCAUCCUGUUCCUGUCUUUAAUUGUAAAAGACUGACAAUUCUUUUUCUGUGACAUCACAUUAUUCUGAGUUGAGCUUUGUUGUGGCUCCAAGAGGUGCAAUUACAUCAAAAUAUCCUUACUAAAUUAUGAUGCCAAGUGCGAAUCUGCCUAUUGAUUAUUUUACUGCACGUGGAUCACCUUUGAAUAAUUCAAAAUUAUUUAGUGAUAUAUUGAUGAUUAUUGUUUUUGCUUUACUAUGUUAAAUCAAGUGUUGUGAACUGCAGGUCGCAGGAAAUGUAUUAACACUAACAUUGAUAUUUUUAUCUGACCCCUCACACUUUCCUUAUUUCUUGGUCUAUUUGUCAAUUUGACAUCUCUCUUCCUCCCUACAUAAUCUAUAAUACCAUUUCGUCAUGCUCACGUUUACUGUUCUACCAAUCACAUCAACAUCUGUGGGUUUUUUUUCUCUCUCCCACAAUUUACAAGUGUUAUCCUUCCCAUAUUUUCUUCUCCUUUCAAUCAUUGUUAUUCCUAGUCCUUGUUUGCUGGUUAUCUAUGUGUGCUGCCUCUACCCUCCUCUCCUGCCCCUCUUCUUGUAAGUGCAACACCAGCAGCCUGGAGGUGGACUGCAGUGGCCGUGGACUAACCUCUGUACCCGCUGAUAUACCCCAAGACACUCGGACCCUUUUGCUGCUCAAUAACCGUCUCAGUUCUCUACCGGGUGGGACAUUUUCAAACUUAAGCUCCUUGCACCGCUUGGACCUCUCCAACAACUUCCUAGAUCAGCUACCAUCACAGCUCUUUGGGGACCUAGUCAAUCUUACAGAAAUACGUUUGAGAAAUAACAGUAUACGUGUCCUGGACCGUGAUUUCCUGCAAGGACUACCCCUUUUACGCAGAUUGGACUUAUCUCUUAAUGGUCUCUCCCAAUUGCCUCCUGGACUUUUUGAUGACCUUCCAAUGCUCCACUGGUUAUCCUUACGUUCCAACCGUCUACAGAGCUUGGAACGUAUUACUUUUGAGCCUUUAAGUAGCCUGGAGAAUAUACAGCUGGGGGACAAUCCCUGGGAGUGUGACUGCAAGCUACGAGACUUCAAGCACUGGAUGGAAUGGUUUUCCUACAGAGGUAAGAGUCCAUGCCCAAAACAAUGUUAAAUAACUAACUAUGAAGAAGGGUCACUAAUGGAUUUUCAUACUUAAAAAAAAACAUAAAAAAACUAAAAAACACACAUUUGACUACAGUGUAAUGUAUAAUAGUGAAUUUUACAAAAAGAAAAUCUGGAAUAUUUGCAUGAUAGUCUUUAAAAAAUUGUGUAAACACAAUCUGACACUGUGUCUAGUGCAAUUAUUUUAUCAUUUGCUUAUUACUAUAUAGCUAUGUAGAUAUUUCACAUCAGUACCUAUGACUAUUUAUACACAAAUGAAUUAAAGGUGGGCAAAGGUCAGGAAGAAGUCAGAAAUCAGAUGGGUAGCACAAUUCUUUCGGCCACAGUUUAGAAUACUAUAGGGAAUGCUGAAUCAUUUGAAAAUGUUAACACUAUGGACAAACAGUUCUACUAAGUGUAAUAUCAUUUGUUUAGGAUACAUGUUGGUUUAGUUAGAGACCCUUUAUUCCCUAUUCAACCACACGUUUGAUGUGUUAAAAAAAUGUUUCAAACAAUUUAAGUACAAAAAUUCCGAUAGACUUUAAUUGUGACUUCUGUAGAAAAGACAUUUGAAAAGUAUUCCUAACAGAUUCUAAUCAUUUGAGAUUAUUGUUUCUUUAAUUUAAUUAAUUUUCUGAGCAUUAGAUUUGCGAAUUCUCCACCAUGAGCCUAUUAUUAAAAGUACUGAUAAAAUUAAAACAUGUGAAUAAUGAGUUACAUCUGGAUAGAAAAAACAUAAAAUGUUUAUUUUUCCUGCAAUCUUCUUAUAGGGCAAUAAUCCCACGAAGGUCUAAAUUUCUAACAUUAAACAGCAUUUUUUGGUAUUAAAGUUCCCUAUUUGUUUGCACAGCAGAGAAAAGUUAUUGCUGUUAAGCCUUAGUCUUAUAAGUACUUCUUCCUUCGGGAAUAAAUAAUUACAAGAGCAAUGUCAUAGAAUGACAAUGUUUCUCAACGUUUUGUGAUACACAAAUAUAAUUUAAAAUACUACAAAGGUACAGAACUUUGAUUUCCUCAUUUGAAUUUAAUAAUCAGGACACAUAUGCACAUCGUAUUUUCCUUUUUAAACAAAUCUUGUUCAUUCAUUACUUUGUUUCACAUAUGUGGAGGGAUACCAACUUUUGCCUUUCAUUUUCGGUUUCCUUGUAGGGGGAAAAAUAGAUGAACUACAAUGCACUCUCCCCAAGGAACUGCGUGGCAGAGACAUACGCAUGGUGCCUGUAGAGAUGUUUAACUACUGCUCCCAAUUGGAGGAUGAAAACAGUUCUGGUCCAGGUGAUAGGCAAGCUCCACCUUGCACUAAGGGAAGUCUAGCUCCUCUGGAACCAGAGCCCAGUCCAGACUGCCCGCAAAAGCAGAGAUAUCGUCCAGCAAGUGUUCGACGUGCUAUUGGCACAGUGAUAAUUGCAGGCGUUGUAUGUGGCGUGGUCUGUAUAAUGAUGGUGGUUGCAGCUGCGUAUGGCUGCAUAUAUGCUUCGCUUAUGGCCAAAUACCACCGGGAGCUUAAAAAGAGACAGCCCUUGAUGGGGGACACUGAAGGUGAACAAGAGGAACAAAGGCAAAUCUCCUCUGUUGCAUAAGGACAAACUCUUGUUAUUUCCCUCAUUAUGGAGUGGAUGUUACAGUGCCCCUUCUGCAUAACAUACAGGGUGCCCUACACUGCACACCCCUCUAGUGACAGCAGUCAUAGGAUCAAAUAUGUAACCCUAUUUAGCAACAGCUACUCGAGUUGCAAUAACCAAAAGCACUUAACCAUAUAACACCCUCUCAAGCAUCUUCAGAGUUUGCUGCACAAUUAAGCUGUCAAUGCAGGAGUAUAUAUAAAUUACAGAACACCAGUAAAUUAAUAAAGACUUGUAAUUACCAGAGUAAAAAGUAUUUUCCUAGUUAUGGAUCACAGGAACUCAUAUAAGUUAAGUAUCAUUUUCUUAUGGCAGAUAUUUAUUUUUAACCUGAUGAAUAUCGGAAGCGGUAUGCAAUUCAUUGGAUAAAGCAAAGGUCGCCUGCGCUUCUGAGGUAGUAAGGGUUAAAGGUAUUAAAGUAAAAUAAAAACAACUUUUAAAAAAAAGCACUUUUAAAUGUCAAUAACAAUGAUCAAAGAUAUAUCAAAGAAAAGCUGGCUAGAAAAUAAGAAAGUUGUGGAGGAAAACACACACACACACACACACACAUAUAUUCUGAUCAGGUACAACAUUUAAACCACUGAUUAUAUUGUUACAAAGCCACCUGUCAAGGUGUGGGAUAUAUUCGGCAGUACAUGAACAGUCAGUUCUUUCAUUUCAUGCGUUAGAAGCAGGAAAAAAUGAGCAAGCGAUAAGAUCUGAGUGACUUUUCCAAAUAGUGAUGGCUAGAAGACUGGGUCAGAGCAUCUCCAAGACAGCAAAUCUUGUGGGGUGUUCCAGGUAUGCGAUGGUUAGUACCUACCAAAAGUUGUGCAUGGAAGGACAACUGGUGAACCAGCAUCAGGAUCAUGGGCCCUAAAGGCUCUCUGAUGCACAUGGGGAGCAAAGGCUUAAACAACUGAAAAAUGUAAUGCUGGCCACGCUAGAAAGGUGUCAGAACACACAAUGCAUCACAGUUUGCUCCAUAUGGGGCUGUGUAGCUGCAUACCAGUCAGAGUGCCAAAGAUGAGCCCUGUCUACCACUGAAAGUGUCUUCAGUGGGGACUGGACCAUGGAGCAAUAGAAGAAGGUUGCCUGGUGUGAUGAAUCAUGUUUUCUUUUAGAUCCAGUGGAUUGCUGGAUGCAUGUGCUUUGUUUACCUGGUGUAGAGAUAACAGCAGGAUGCACUAUUUGAAGAAUGUAGGCCGGUGGAGACAGUGUUAUGCUCUGGGCAAUGUCCUUGGAUUGUGGCAUUCAUUGUACUUUGACACGUACCACCUACCUAGAGAUUAUUGCGGACCCCAUUUACCUUCUUUUAGCAGGAUAAUGCACCCUGCCACAUUGCAAAAAUUGUUCAGGAAUAGUUUUAGGAACAUUACAAAGAAUGCAAGGUGUUGCUUUAACCUUCAAAUUCUCCAAAUCUCAACCUGAUUGGGGUUUGCUGGAACAACAAAUCCGAUCCAUGGAGUCUCCACAUCGCAACCUGCAGGAUUUAAAGGAUCUGCUACAAAUGUCUUGGUUGCAGAUACCACAAGACACAUUCAAAGGUCUUAUAGCAUCAGAGCUGUUUUGGCAGCACGAGGGGGUCCUACACAAUAUUUGGCAGGUGGUUUUAAUGUUGUGGCAGAUCAGUGUGUGUGUG